Molecule: messenger RNA, 53362 nt
Organism: Pelobates cultripes (western spadefoot toad)
Lineage: Eukaryota; Metazoa; Chordata; Amphibia; Anura; Pelobatidae
Source: the annotation of a GenBank genome assembly
AUGGAACGCGGAAGUGAGAUCUGGUUCUACAUCCGUUCGAGAGGGUUAUUUUGUUCAACCAAUCAGAAUGAGGCAAGACCGAAACCCGGAAGUAAAGGUUUUUCCGCGGCAAUUUCAAGAUCUUUUUGGAGCCUUAUAAAAGAAGGACUUUCUGGACACUUUCUUAUCCCUGAAGAAGUCUACAUAGACGAAACGCGUUGGAUAUUGAUCAGGAAUACCUUUUUUCUUCUUUUUUGUUAUUUUAUUGUUUUUAGUAUAUAAUUACUUUUUAUAUUUUUAUACUAUCACAGAGGGACUUCUUUUCCUCGGUACCACUUGUGAGUGGUGAUAUGCUGCUAUAAUCUUCACUUGAUGUAAGUGCAAUUUGUAUUAAUAAAUCUAUCUUUGUUUGCAAUACUGCUCUAUAUACCUCUUUUUAUUUGAGGAUUGGGUGUUCUGAAUCUACGCCUUUUUGGUCCAUACACACAAGCCCACUGAGAAAGAAUACGCUACUUUAAUACCCUAUGGAAGGGAGACAAGCGCAGAUCUACAGCACGGUCUUGUAAGUUCUCUAUCUACGGGACUGAAUCAUAUAUUCCUGUACAUACUUCACUAUUAUGUGAUUUUUUUCAUGUUUUAGAUUCUUUGAAGAACUGUGUUAUAGUGUAUACAGGUUGUAUGGUUCAUGUUUGUUGUGCAACCCCUUUAGUCUAUACUAGUAUUUGAUACAGUAUAGACUUACCCCUUUGUUUAUAUUGUAUUGGUGUAUGUGAGGUACACUUCUGGGUGUUUUGGCACUGUUUUGUGGUUUUUGCUUGGGAUAUUAUAUAGUGCCUCUUUCUUUUUUCUGUAUCUGGCAAUAAGACAACAUGCAGAAAGCAUUUCCAUUUACUACUUAAAAACAGGCAUCUAUCCAGAAUGAUGGGGUCUGGGUGCUCCCAGUAUUGGGGAAUGUCCCAGAGCAGUGGUGUGGUCUGAAGCAUUAAAAAUGCAUGCUCCUGAAGGAGGUCCUCAAUGGGUGACAAUGGAGUCACAAACAUUAUAUCUCAAUUACCUUUCAAGUUAUCUUUGGUCCCCCAGGGGCUCAUGGAAACACAAGUGCUACUUUCCCCCCACCACUGAUUGCUUUUUUUAGAAUGGGAUCAGUAUGUGUCAGAGUAUGGAAUUCACCCCUGCCUACCUAUUCAAGCACCCUUAGAUUCCCUGGCAUUUUUUGCACCAGGCUUUCAUCUAUAAAGGUGGAAAGAACUAGGCAUAUCCUACAUCUCCAAUUUAUUAGCAAGUUACACAGUCAUGCCCUAUUCUGCAUUAGCGACCAGAUAAACUCAGGGAUUCUAACUAAACCUCCUAGGGAUCCAGUGACUACAGAAACGUAUAAUGAGAACAAAUCUUGAUCACCAGAGUCAGCCAUCAUUGCCAGAGAGUGACCACGUGUUCAGCAUAGUUAUACGGUGAGCGUUAUUUAGCAGGGAUAAGCUGAAGAAUGAAAACCCUAUAUUUUAUGCUUCAUCGUCUGCAUGCUGGAAAAGAAUGGGUUUCUAUAAAAUAAAAUAAACUUUCACUCUCCCCCUUUACAACAACAUUCUGUAAAUGUAAAUAACCAUUUAUUUUUCUAUUUUUUUUUUUUUUUUAACAUUGUUUUGUUGGCAGAUGAACAAAGGGUUUAUUAUACCAUGUACGUUCAGAGAGAAGAUCGUUCUUCUCUGUGCUGUCCAAGGGUUAAUCCCCAAAUACAUGGCAAUUGAGCCAUUAAAUGAAGAAAGUAGAGUAUUCAGUUCAAGCUCAGCAGUUUUAAAGGCCAGGAGCAGUGAGACUCUGAAUUAGAUGUGACAGACUUAUUCUGUAACAAACAGUUGCCAUAAAACAUAAAUACAAAAAACAAGGCUUAGAUUUCUGAGGAGUCUUCCUUUGUGGACGACGUCAUCCCCAUAUCUCUUUUUCCGUGCAGUUAUUGUGCUGCAUCGAUGCUGUCGGUUUCAUACAUAUGAGACAUUUGAUCCUGACAUAAAACGAUCAGUAACACGAUAGUAAAACGCAAAUAAUUAUUUCAGGAGCACAGUGGAGAAUUAACACUCAGUGGAGCGAAACAGCCGCUCUUCCUCCUGUAAAUGAAAAAGGUAAUUGUUGCACUGGUGCCGGAGGUUGGGCUUGGCCUUGUGUUCACAGGCAAUUUAAAGCGAGGUUACAGGUUAUAGAAUGUGAGGAGAUAUGGAGCUUGUCGGAAUGGUGCCCUUCAAGAGGUGGUGGACUGCGACCAGCUGGAAACUUGGCUUGUAAGAUGCUGCUUUCCAAUAUUACAAAGACUGGGGGCAUAUACAUUCUAGCCAAUCAUUCAUUAUUUAGCCACAAGCUUCUGUCACUAGCCACUAAUCUGACCUUUUAGUUGAUUAUGUCUUCACAUGACAAUGGCUCCAAGCAAACCUAACUAUGAUCCAAAUGCACAGAGAGAAUUAUUGAGCAUAAUUCAACUGCAGCCAUGUUGAGACCAACGAUUGAUAUAAAUAUUCUGUAUGUUAUAUAUUCUCUGUAAUCCAUAGCUUUUCUAACUGAUGAUAUAUAAUCCAAGGUAAAGGAAGGCAUGAAUUUCAAAUAUGGAGCAAAAAGACCGGUUGCUGCAUUGUCCUGUCAUUUUGGUUUCAAUGUAUCCAUGAUGACAUUUUGUAGAAACAAUCCGAGGACGUUUGUCCACAUUAAAGCUAUUUGUGAGAACGCUUAAGGCUUAGCAGAGUAGAAAAAGGACCUUCAGCCAAACCUGGACAAUAUUCCCCCGCAUGACUUUAUCUUUAUAUAAAAGCAUGAUAAUGAGUUUUUAAUUAAUAAUGUUGUUGUUUUUUUUAUAUUACUAUAGAGUUAGUGCAUUUGCCAUUCUAGUUUACUCCUUACAGACACUAUAGGUACAGAUCUCAUAUCUGGUUUUAUAUAAAUCAUGUUUUGUUAAAUGUUUUUUACAGUUAUUGACAGACAUUUAUGUACAGAAAUAGUUUGCACUGAAUAACCUCUUUUGCUCACAAAUGGAAAAUCAAGACAUCUUAUCUAAAUAUAAACAAUAUGCAACAUUUACACGUAUGGUCUAACCAUGUACAUAAAAGGACAUGUAUUCCUAAUGCAGUAGUUUUAAUCUACCCAUUAAGGUCCCCCCAUGUGCCUCUAAGAGUUUGAAAGGGAAGUUUAACUUUGCACUUACCACUGUGUCGUCCACCCAGUUUUUCUUCCACCUGUAUUUCAUCCCCUACAAUUUAAUUGGGGUCUGGUUGUUCUUUGGGAAAGGAGUGUAAGUUCAUAACUAAAUGACAGUAUAUACUGUCUCUUCACACCUUAAAUAACCAUAUCGUGUGAUAGGAGGGAGCUCUUGUCCCUUCAUAAAUUUUUUUAGAUGUUUUAACAAGCUUCUUAGAACUACAACAACCAUGAUAUAUACCUUUCAUCUGUUGUGGAUCUGGCAGGACUGCCCCAAAAUCAAAGUCCUAUUUUGCCAUCCUAGUUUGUUUUUUGCCGAACCAGCACACUGACGUGCCUCUCUUUUGGGUUGACCUGCCUACAUUAUGCGCAAGCCUACCCCUUUCUCAUGUUGGGUCAUUCAUUGUAGCUGCCGCCCCCAGCCCGCUCACCCACCAACCCCACAUCCAUAAAUCCCAUUGUUAAAAGGUACGCUUGAUGUCUUGCCAGUUUUCAUUUGUUCUUUACCUUUGACGUCCCCUAUAGUAGAACAAUAGCACCCCCCUUUGUUGUCUGCUGUUUGCCAGUGCAGGUGACAUGCCAGCACAUGUGGUUGUAAUGUUUUAUUGUGUUAGCCAGGCUCUGCUACAACAUAUUUCAAGUAGCACAGAAGCUUUAAUUUGGUCAAACCCAAAUAUGAGCAGAUUUUCUAUUCUUUCCCUCUAGGGGUUAACUAGUAAAACUGAAAGUUGUAUAUGUUGUAUAUGUAGUAUGUCUUAACCUGACUACGGAGUGUAACAGCCAUACAAUGCACAGCAUAUCUCAGUAAUCCAUAAAAUGUGAGAAUCUGUAAAACCUGUUAAACAGAUAUCUCAACAUCUGCCCCCGUAGAUGUUGCUGAGCAUUACGUCUCAUGAUUCUGUGGCCAUCUGUUACACUAAAAGAAUUAUAGGAGUUGUAGGCCUAACAUGUAGGGAACCAGGGUUUGCUUAAAUAUGUACUUCUGUCUACCUCCCAACUUUAGCAACUUGUGAAGUGGGAGGCUAUUGAGAGGACGCAUCAUUGGCUCUGGGCAAAGGGGGUGAACCCACCCGGAAAAGGGACAAGUAGAAUACAUAUGUCAGCCUGCCAAAGACUGACCAUGCAUGGAGCACCGUUUCAGUUCUAUCUGUGGGAUCCUAAUUCCCUAAGCAUUGUGCAAGGUCGUCUAAUGAUGCGCUCAAACUAUGCUUGCUGGUGGCAACUCCCUGGUGUCCACAAAGGCAGGUCACCAGGGAAUAAAAUCAGGACAGUGGGACAGGAUCUGAAACGGGGCAUUUUUUAUGUUUAUCAUGGUAAAACCACACAUUCCUCUGGCACAUAAAUCACAAUUACAUUUCUUUGCUAAUGCUAUUGAUUACUUUAAAAUGUAAAAUAAUAUAUUAAUGAUUGUCUGAAAUAAUACAGCGACAACUUCGUCCCAUAUUUUAUGAUAAGUAUGACAUUGUGAAUACAGAGUCAUCUAGAAUUAAUUUUGUUUCUUUCUCUGUUAUUUUUUUUCAUAUGGGUGGCCCUUGUGAUACUCCCAGCUCCCCAGCUUGGUGUUGGCUGAGAUGAUGCUGUAAUGUGCAUUGUUUGAGCAUAAUAAUUCUCUGUUGCGUUUAUGAAAAGCUUUCUCGCUUGUGUUGCGUGACCUAACCUCUGAGCAAUCACUACCCAAAUUGGACAGUUCUUGAUGAAGAAAAAUCUACUUUUUAUGUUAAGUUCUGUAGAUAAGCAAAAAAGAAAAAAAAUCAUUGUUUAUCACUAGGAAAGAUUAGAGAGCAAUAUUAACAUAGAAUUAUUUGUCACAUACAAAGGAUAAAUUGAGCUUCAGAUAUGAAGUCAAAUUUUUUUUUAUCUGCCGUGUGAAACCAACAUACAAUGCACGUCAUUUAUCUGACGCAAAAAUCACAGGAUCUGCAUCCUGUAUGAUGCAACAAGCUAAAGGUCGAUGACUUUUGAUUUUUACAAAACAUUUCAAAUGAUGCCCAUGUGGGAUUUUUUUGACAAGGAUAUAAUGGAAAAUGCUUAAUUCGUCCCGUAAUCCAUUUGCACAAUCAGCCCUCUUUUUGCCGUUUCCCAUGGCUUGUCUAAGCAAUGGCUGUUAUUGUUUGUGGUCACUAUCUAAUUCUUGCUGCUUUUUUCAUGAAUUUUUCAAACAACUACAAGAAAAGAAAAAAACAGCAAUAUGAAAUUUUAAUUACAUUUGGGAAAAAAAAACAUUCAAGUAUUUUUUUACCAAGAUCAAUUUUAGUCCAUUUAUGGAGAUAAAUGUAUGGGCUCUGGACUUUGGCCAAACGUACAGGCAUGCUUAUUUAAUAGAUUUACCCACAUUUCCUGAGCACUAACACAUUUCCAGAGACGGUAUCAGACAAAGUAGAAAUAUGUUUUCCUGCAAACUUUGCAGUGCUAAUAAAUUCAUAUAGAUUAUUGACACUAUGAAGCAAAUAAUCUAUUUUAGUGACUGUUUACUAACUACGCAUAUUUUCAUAAUGCAGUACAAUUUUAGUCGACAAAUUAAGUAAAAAGUGAAUUUAAAUACUGUCUUGUAUUCACAGUAUUAAUCAAAUGCUUUUUACCUAUUAUUAAAAUGAUAUAAUUAUAUAUUAUUAUUACUAUUAUUAUUAUAGGUUCUUUAAAUGCCAGAAAUUAUACCCUUAAUCCCUAGCCACUAUAUCCUCUCCUUAAGUUUACCUUAUAUGAUGAUCCAAAUUCUAAUAAAUAUUCGAGAGGGAAGGUGAUCACAUAGCCAAAAAUACAUUAAAAAAAAAACCUUGUGAACAAAUUAUUUCAUAAUUACGUGCAUCUUCGAUUAUCUUUGUUUUCCAACCAUAAAACAUGGCCAAAACACUACUUCAUAACCUGCUACAUGCUAAAAAAAAAAGUCACAGGCUACCGCCUGAUUGCAAAAAUAUACUGCUCAAAAAUAAAACAAUGUUCAUGCCCUUAAACCAAUUGUCUGGAACCCUCCACAAAGAACGCUCUUCAAAUUGCAGGGACUCUUUAUAAUGCUUUUUUUUAUUAGCAAGUGGCAGGUUAUAACUUUUCUUUGGUCAUGUUUUUUUAUGGCUGAAGAGAGACGAUAGGAAAAAUGAAGAAUGCAGAUUUUAUUGUAAGACUUUUAAAUAUAAAAUUAUGUUCUUUUCCAUUUUUUUUUUCAUUUACCAAUGCUUUGUAGAGUUAAGGGGGUAGUAAGAGUUAAUAUUCAGGAUUGUUGGUUAAGGAUUUGGGGAUUCCGAGCCUCUAUGACCAAACUGUGACAAGAGUACUGGGCAUCCCCUGGUCCUAUUCCUCUAAGGGCAAGAGCAUUGGGUAUCCUCUGUCCCACUCUUACAGUACUCUCCACUGUUCAUGUUUUAAAGGAAGGGGUAGAGGGUAUGCAUCACUCUGCAGGCUUUAGGCCAAGCAUCCUCUACUUAAAAGUGAAGUCCAAAAGUCCUACCUGAAUACUUGGAAAGGGAUUGGUGGUAGUGAUUUUUACAUGAGUGGAUAAGAUAAACUAUCUGUUGGGGGCAAGACGCUUCGGAAUCUUUGGCCAUGGAAAUGUCAUUAGUCAUGUCAUCCUCUUGUCCUCUAUAGAGGUGGGGGUGGGAAGUUCACUCUUUUAAGGCAGUGGUUCUUGGGUAACAUCUACAAAUAGCUGUACAAAAGCCAAUGGAAUUGGCUGCCCUUGUCCUGGAAUCACAUAGCUUUAUUGGGUUUCUGUAAUGCAGAUGUUUUAAGAAUCAUCCAAUCUGCUUGUUUUAUAAAAUUUGUCUAAAUGUGUUAUAAUGUUAAUAAUAUGGUUCCCAAAUCACGUGGAUGCUGACAUGCAUAAAAAGCUGCAGGUGAAAGUCCAUUUCUGUGUUCAAAUAUUAAAAAAAAAAAAACACUGUGUUUGUGACCUUACAGAUAGGAAAUGAAAAGCGGAUCAGGCCAGAAAGAUGGCGAAUUGGAGAGGGCAGUGGAGGGAGUGAGAGACCAGAAGACUCAGAUCCCAGUGGAGAGUGCGAUGAUGAAGAUGGAUGUCAAGGUUCUGGUGAGAAACAAUUCACAGGUAAGUAGUGGACGCUCACAGUUAUUAAAUUGUUCUAUCAAUAUGUCAAUAUGCUGAUGGACUAUGUAGAAUUAUUUAAGAAAGACAAUGUUACGUUGACGUAGAUCAAGAAAAAUUAACGUUGCCUAAAUUGUACAGAAAGUCACUGGUUAUUUGUUAGUUUUAAGGUGUGGGGAGUGCAUUGUUAAGUAGUACAAACAAUGAUCCAUAGUUUAAGUGGGUAACACUGCUACACAAUCAGACUUUUCCUCUAACUACAGUACAACGUGAGACUAAGGACACAUUUGUACUAAACAUGAAUUACAGGUUAGUGAAUAUAUUUAUUUGUGCUAACACAUUAAAUGGCCUGUUGUGUUUUAUUUGCUUUCACGUUAAUUCUACUUUGAAACACAAAUGGUUCAUUGCUUUAAACCUAUUGUAAAUGUCAAAUGGAAAUGUAAUAAAAAAUAAAUAAACAAGCAAAAGGUAAAGUAUGUUUUAUCCCCUGUGAGCUGAUAAUCAUUAAAGAAUGGUAUAAUCUUUACAGGAACACUUCAGACUGGAAAGAAAACAUUAAUUUUAAUGCAUAAUGUAGAAUGCAUUUCCAUUUAAAAUAAUGGAAAAAAUAAGGUGAAAUAUUCCUGCAUUUGCUUCAAAUUCCCAAUCUUUGUAGCAUCUGCGAUGAGCUCUUACAAAAAAAGGAAGUGGCUCAGCCAAUCCUGAUGUUUCUAUGUAUUUCUGUAGAGAUGUUCAGCAAAUCAGUGAGUGCUCACCACCACAAUGAUCACGGGAGGUUGACGACACAGCGAGCAGGGAGACAGGGAACGUUUUGAGCAAUAGCAAUACAAGCAUCAUACGUUGUUAUGGUACUUGGAGUGUCCUUGAACAUAUCAUGCAUGUAAUAUUUCUAAGCUACACCAUACCACCAAUCUUGUGAUCCAACCAUCACUACCCAGUCUAAACAGCCGUCUGUGUCUUGCAUCCUAAUGAUAUUUCCACCACAGCAUAAGAUAUUUCCUUGUGUGGGGGACAAUGUCUCUUCAUCUUCCAUUUUUAAAAUAAUUAUUUUCAAUACAUCAGCAGUUCUAAAUUGAAUGACCUACCUACACAGGUCAACUCAACCAGUUGUUUUACAUAAGGGGGAAGAAGGGUCGAACUAGGAAUAAAAAGCAGCCCUGGAAAUUGUUCCAUUCUAACUGUCCAAUACAAUUCUCUUUCAGCUCCAGUAUCCCUCAUUAACUCAUCUAUUCCAUCACCCUUAUGUUUCCAACAAAAACUCUCUCCCCCAUCGCCAUAUUCACCUUUUUGCUCUUAUACGCCAUCAGUAACCUACAUUGCCUUAUCAGAUCCUCUAUCACCAGCCCCUAUUACACCAUAGGCCAGCUAAUCAUCCAUUAAUCUACUUCCUCCAUCAAUUCUCCUGAAAUUACCCCUGAAAUUACACUCUUUUUCAGAACCUUUCUUAAAUUAGCACGCUAUUCCCAAAACCGGUUUUCCUCCAUUACCCCCUCUCUUCAACAGUCACCGUCGUCAUCAUUAAAAAACUCUCUCCAACCCACCAGACCAACUAUCCUUCACCGUAUCUAGGUGCUUGUUGUUAAUGUCCAUAGGUGCGUUCUCUCUCACGCUUGCUCCUAGUUAAUGUUACAGUAGGUGUGAGAAAGACAUGAAGCUAUUAAAGGGCACUCUAACCAUAACUACUAAUGGUCAUUGUAGUGGAGAUGAGUUUUCUAAUGCUGUCCCCUUGAUUUAUAUCAAAUAAUUUCUGAUUGAUUACAACACAAAAUGUGAUUGUAUCAGCACCAAAAGCCUUCAUAAAUUUCAUAAAUUAACCUGUGCAUUAACCUGUCCAACUUAGGGUGCAAUGAUGUUCUGAGAGCACUGUAAGUCCAGCUCUGUCAUCCUAAUAUUGCCAUGCAAAGUUGGCUGGGCUAAUACAGAUGGACAAAUACAUAAUUCAUGGAGCUCACAAGUAAUGAGGAAAUAAGCAGAGAUUUGAAAAAUAAACUUAUUGCGCAUACACAGAUAAUAUUGCAGCUCUAACCACUAUCUCACUAGGAUACUCUUGUUGGAGGAAAAUACAUUUUCAUUGCCAUAGGCAGAAUGUGCACAGCUCAGCACCCCCUUUGGCAGGGAAAUGUUUACAACUGACAAAAAUAAAACAAGUGCCUGACUCUAGAGGAACCUAUUUGGAAUCUGGGACACUGAGAAAAAAAAACAAAAAUAUCUAGCAGUUAGACUGUGAAUGUCUCAUUCUAGUAAGUACUUUGUGUAUCCUGUAUGAUAAGCUGGACAUUUGUAUUACCUAUACCUGAAUCGCAGUGUAAGACAUUUAAAAUUGGUGUCUUUGCAACUGAAUCACCCGUGAUGAAUAGCCAGCUUGGGAAUUGUUGUCCCUACCUUAAAUUGGCAUCCUUUUGUUCUAAAGUCAGGUGAUUGAGGAUAGAAGUAUUUAUAAUACGCUAACACUGGAUUAAAUGACAAUGCAGUAAAUGUAUAAUUAUGUGUGUGAAACCACAGUAAUGCCAAAGAUAUCCCAAAAAAAUGCUGGGAUAUUAUUGGUUAAAUGUCCUCCCAGCAUGCAUAAAUAUGGCGGCUAAGUUAUCUUAUUAUAGAGAAAGUGUGGAGGCCCCUUCAUGAAUAAGCUUGCUUGCAUCCAAGACUAUAUUUUUAUGAUAUAUAAGCAGUACCUAAUAUUAGUUAUAAGUGAAAUAAUAGGAAUACGCCACUACUUGUACAAUUAGAUGAAAUAAACAGUUCAAAAUGAGUGAAUAUUAAAUAAUAGACUUGAAGAUUUGAUUUUUUCUGAAUCCCAAUGUACAGCGCUACGGAAUGUGAUGGCGCUAUAUAAAUAAUAAAAUAAUAAUAAUAAUAAUUUUAUGUUGGUCUGCAUUUUGCUGAUUGGAUGAUCAGUUGAAUUCCUGAUGCAAAAUGUACCUGAAUCACUAACCAAACAAGCCGAGAAAUGGCCGAGCAUGUUAGUUUCAGGAUGUGAUUCUGAAUUCCACCUAUGGCAACAAUACAAUAGAUUGCUGUCAAUAAGAUGUUUGAUGGCUAAGGGAUAGUCACUAAAUGCUGAUUUUACUCACAGAUCAAGUGAGCAAUUUAAGGAAAAAAGGAGGUGUGGUGAAGCAAGACUAUAUUUAUAUAUUAUAUAUUUAAUAAGUACAUAAUAAUAUAUAUAUUUAAAAUUAUUUUAAUAUAUAUUUGUGUCUGGGGACAAAGGCCGACUGCAUACAAUAAAUCCCUAAUGCCAAGGGAAUAAACCGUUGAAACUAAUAGUACAUGAAGUAGACUUGAAACACAUGCUCGAUACAGCAAGAUACCUCAACGGGUCAAUUCUUGUCUUGCAAUAUUUGGUCACUUCAAACACAUUGGUCAACUUGAGCCCAAGGGCUGGGGAUCAAGGGAGAUAAAUUGCUGUCUGUGUGUCUAAUUUGUGAAGUUCACAUCGGAUUCUUCAGUGCUCUGCAGCAAAGCUAUGAACACAAUUAAGGAAAUGUGUAUAGCAAGCUGGCUCCUUUGCUGAACUUGGGCGUUCCGUCCACAAACACAGUGCGGGAUGUGUGUACACUGAGAGGGAUCUAUGAAUGUUCUCAUUGUCUGGACUUGGGCUGCGUUCUUGUCCAUUCAUUUAUCGGAUGCAUAGACAAAGUUCCUCUUGUUUCUCUUCCAUUGUUCUUUUAUGUAACUACAUGCCCCCUCAUUUCGGAUGAGGGCUAUUCCUUUUUUCUGUAAGAAUUAGCCCUGAUCUAUGUGACAUAGGCGCUGGGUCAAGCUCCUCAACCCACAGCUUGGCUCUCUUCAGUUUUUACACAUUUUCAAAUCAAGGCCUUUUAUUUUAAACACAAAGAAUACUAUAACAGAAUCCGUGUCACUGGCAGCCCAUCCUGAAUCUCACGUCUUUUGAUAAAACACAUGAACAUGAAUUCAUAAACGAUGCUGUGAUAUUCUUAAAAGUGGGAUACGAUGAAAAGGCAAAGAUGACUAUUCUUUGGAUGACACUCAUUAGGGAUUGCAGGAGAGGGAUUGAGUUGUCAUAUUGCAUUAUGUGAUUAAGGGGUUGGAUUAUGCUAACAAUAUAUUGUGUAACACGAAAGCUAUUAAUCGUACAAUUAGAUUGUGUCCUAUGGGAUGAAUGUCAUUUAUAUAUAUAACUCUAAUUGCAGUUUGGGUGUGAAUGAAAGGCUUGGCAUAGGUAAGACAUAUGAAUAAUAUAUAGUAAGAGUUGAAAUCCAUUAAUUGUCAUUUAAACUAGAGUUUAAAUCUGUCAUAUUACAAAAGACUGGAAACUGUAGAAACUGGAAAAAAUAUGCGCAAAGCAAACUUCUGUGCAAGAAUGCAGCAAAGUUAGACAGGGUUGCCAUCAGAAUACAAAAGUCCAUAGGAUUGGAUUGGCUGAGAUCAUCAAGAUUGAGGAGUUCCGCCAUGGAGGAGCUCUGCCAGUGGGAGGGGAACCCAGAUAGGUAACCCCUGCAGCCCAUCCAGGCCCGGACUGGCGAUCGGGCACACUGGGCACAGAGUGCCAGCCCUGCAGUAUUCCAUGACGGGCAAGUGGGGAGAUCAAAGAUCUCCUUCACCAGCCCACUUGCACAGACAUGCGGCUGGGGAGGGAGAGGAGGAGCUCUAUCUGCUGGGUUCCUCUCGCUAUGCAACGCCCCCAAUCUUGCAAAAGUGAACGCUAGCCCCACAGGCUAAAGUUCACUCACCACUAGCACCACCAGGGAUGGCAACACGGUGCCCCCUCCCAGGCUAAAUGUAAGAAGGGAGGGGGGAUAUAGUGCCUCACACACAACAUUCUCACACACACACAGCACCCUCACACAUACAUAUUUCACCCAUCACACACUUUACCACACACACACACACACACACUGCACCCCUCACAUACACACAUAUUGCACCUUUCAUAUGCACACUACACCACUCACACACAUCCACUACACCCUCACACACACACACAAUACCUCCAAACUACAUACUACAGCACCCCUCACACAAACACUGCACCCCUCACACAUAUACUGCAUCCCCUAUACACACACUCUGCACAGUACCUAGCCACAUUACACUACACGACUAAAACCGAUCUUUUUACACAAUACCACACCACAAUCAGCUCACUCUACACACACGCAAUCCCACAAGCAGGCUCCAAACACAUGCACAAUACUCUUUCCUGGCCCUAUUGUCUCCUGGUAUCACAUUUAUAGAGACAAGUUGCAAGGAAACAGAGUGUGAGCAUGCUAUUAAAUUUGCUUGCACUAUGCAGAACAAAUACAGGUAUACAUACAUUUUUCUCAUGCUAGAGAUCUUCAGCAGAGCUGUGCGCAUGGUCUGAGCAUUGAAUCAACAUGCUCACUUUGAUAGGGGGCGUGCUUGUCAUUGGUGAUGACAAAACACAUCCUCUCUGCCCCGCCCCCUUCUUAGUGGGCCACUGUGAUUAAAAAAAGCCCAGGGCAAGUUUUUUUCCAGUCCGGCCCUGAGUCCAUCUAAACUGGUUAAUUCGUUAUCCUGAACCACGUCAGUGGAAUAAUCUAAUGCAAAGACAAAAAGCAGCAUGUUUCUCUAAUCUUCUCCAUUUAGUAAAAAAAGAAGGAGAGAAUACAGUUGUAACAAAAAGUAUGUGAACCCUUUGGAAUGAUAUGGAUUUCUGCACAAAUUGGUCAUAAAAUGUGAUCUGAUCAUCAUCUAAGUCACAACAAUAGACAAUCACAGUCUGCUUAAACUAAUAACACACAAAGAAUGAAAUGUUGCCAUGUUUUUAUUGAACACACCACGUAAACAUUCACAGUGCAGGUGGUGUGUUCAAUAGAAACAUGGCAACAUUUCAUUCUUUGUGUGUUAUUAGUUUAAGCAGACUGUGAUUGUCUAUUGUUGUGACUUAGAUGAUGAUCAGAUCAGAUUUUAUGACCAAUUUGUGCAGAAAUCCACAUCAUUCCAAAGGGUUCACAUACUUUUUCUUGCAACUGUAUACAAUUUGCAAUUUGCUUUGGCAGAACUGGGCUAUAUUUCUUUACAGCCGAUACACAGAUCUUAUACCAGUUGCAUAUACUAAAUAUACUGUGGCUGUGUGAGGCUGUGCAUAUAUUGUGUCUGUAAAGUAACAUAUAAUGUAUUAAUCACAAACACAGAGACAUUGUUUAAACAGUACAUACAUAGACAACAUCUGCUAUAUGCAAUGACAGUAUGUCUCCACACCAGUUCAUAUACUAAGAUUAUAUGAGUCAGAUAAAUUGAGGCUGUGUUUUCACAGCACUUUAUGCACAGAUUAUAUCACUCACAUAUACUGAAGCAGUGACUAACAGCAUCCCAUACACAGCACUUGUGUUAGAUGUAUAUACUUAAGUUGUCUUCACCACAAUUUACACAAAGAUUACAUCUGACUCAUAUAUUAAGGCUGUGUCUUUAGGUCAGGGCCGUCUUUAAUAUUGAAUGGACCCUGGGCAAGCGUUAGCUUGGGCCCCCUGGUCCCUUCUCCAAACCAACUCACUGGCAUGCAUACCCUACACCCCAAUGCAGUGGCGGAACUAAAGUAGAGAGCCCUGGUGCAAGAAUGUUUUGGGCCACUUAUUGCAAGGGUGGCCAAAAGGUAGAUACCUAUCUGCCGUGCUGCUCCAACAAUGCUUUGACUGCUGGGGCUCUACAUUUUCCAUGAUUGCAGGGUUGUAUUAUGCACUGAGCAGUGUCUGUGUGUUUGAAUGUAAUGUAAUGUGUGUUUUUUUUUGUAGUAUGUUUGUGUAAAUGUAGGAGUAUGCUUGUAUGUGGUGUUGGUGUUUGAAUGCAAGCAUGCAUUUAUAAGUCUUGUUGAUUUUUGAUUGCAAUGGUGUGUUUAUAUUUUGGUGUUUAACACAGAGCUAUUUUUGUAUUUAGUGUUGACGUUUCAAUGAAGGAGUGUGCAUGUAUGUAGUGUUGACGUUUCAAUGAAGGAGUGUGCUUGUAUGUAGUGUUGACGUUUCAAUGAAGGCGUGUGCUUGUAUGUAGUGUUGAAGUUUGAAUGCAGGGGUGUAUUUGUGAGUUGUGUUAGUGUUUAAAUGCUGAGACGUAUGCACAUAUUCACAUACACAGCCACACAAACACACAUGCAGAUACACACACUCUAAAACACAUGCAGAUACACACUGACACACAUGCAGAUAUACAGACACAUAUACACACACCGACACAAAUACAGACACACAGAAUACACACAGAUACACACAUUGACACACAUUGACACACAUGCAGAUACAGAUACACAAACUGAAAACAUGGAGAAACACAGAUACAGAUACACACACUGACACAGAUACAGAUACUCAGACACAUAUACUGACAGACAUACUGUCACACACUGACAGAAAUACUGACACACACACAGACACAUAUUCUGAUACAUAAACCAACACACAUAUGUACUGACUCACAGAGACACACACAUUAGCAGACAUACUGACACACAGACACACACACACACACAUCAACAGGCAGACACACUGACACACACACUGACAUACAUACUAACACACACUGAAAGACAUGCUGACACAAACAGAUACAGAAAUGCUGACACACAUGCACACACACACUGACAGGCAUACUGACACACACACACACACACACAUACUGACAGGCAUACUGAUACACGCGCACACACACACACACACACUGACAGACAUACUGACACACACUGAUAGACAUACUGACACACACACACUGACAGUCAUAUUGACACACAGAUACACACACUGACAGACAUACUGAGAUACAUUGACAGAUAUACUGACUCACACAGACACACACCAACAGACACAUACUAACACACACACAUUGACAGACAUACUGACACACACACUGACAAACAUACUGACUCACACAGACACACACACCAACAGACAUACUAACACACACACACACUGACAGACAUACUAACACACACUGAAAGACAUAAUGACACAGAGACAAACAUACUGACACACAUGCACACACACACUGAUAGGCAUACUGACACACACAUACACACUCACAGACAUACUGACACCCACUGAUAGACAUACUGACACACACACACACACACGCUGACAGGCAUAUUGACACACAGAUACACACACUGACAGACAUACUGACACACAUUGACAGAUAUACUGACUCACACAGACACACACACCAACAGACAGACAUACUAACACACAGACACAUAUUCUGACCAUUGGCGGAUCUGGGGGGGCAACGGGGCAAUUGUCCCCCCUCCUCUCCCCCGAGAAAAUAGUGCUGCCCGAGGCUCUCCCCUGCUGGCCCAAGCAGGGCUGGUGCUAUCCAAGCACUAGCCCUGCUGUUUGCCAUCACAGAACGGAGGGGAGAUCAGUGAUCUCCCUCCCCGGCCCACAGGCAGAUUGCUGGACGACAGGCAGGGGAGGGAGAGAGAGAGAGAGAGAGAACCCGGGGGAGCUCUUACCUGCAGCUCUGCCGGGUUCUUCUCUCGCAAGCACGGAGCAUUGCCGCGGUUACCAUGGCAACGCUCUGUUCUCGCGAGAGUGAACUCUACCCUGAGCUGCAGGUUAGAGUUCACUCUCUCCACUAGAACCACCAGGGACUGGAAGAAAGCAAUGUCUCCCCCUCCCCCCCAGCAAAGGUAAGAAGGGAGGGGGGACAUUAACUUUUUAAUUAUUUAAUAAAAAAAAAUAUAUAUAUCUUUAAUCUGCCCCCCUAUCCCCUCACACACUGCAUCACACACAGCCCCCCUUACACACACAUCCCCCCCUUACACACACAGCCCCCCCUUACAUACACAGCCCCCCUUACAUACACAGCCCUCCUUACAUACACAGCCCCCUUAUACACACAGGCCCCCUACAUACACAGCCCUCCUUACACACACGCAGCCCUCCUUACACACACACAGCCCCCCCUUACAUACACAGCCCUCCUUACAUACACAGCCCUCUUUACAUACACAGCCCUCCUUACACACACACAGCCGCCCCCUUACAUACACAGCCCUCCUUACACACACACAGCCCCCCCUAACAUACACAGCCCUCCUUACACACACACAGACCCCCCUUACAUACACUGCCCUCCUUACAUACACAGCCCCCCCCUUACACACACACAGCCCCCCCUUACAUACACAGCCCCCCUUACACACACAGCCACCCCCUUACACACACAGCCCCACCAUACACUCUUACACACAUAGCCCUCCUUACACACACAAACUAUAACCCCCUACACACUGCACCACACACAAAUAUACAGUCCUUCACACACAGCCCCCCUUACACACACAGCCCCAACUUACACACAUAGCCCCCUACACACACUGCCUCCUCCUCACACACACUGCCCCCCAUAAACACACAGCCCCCCUUACACUCACUGCCCCAAUACACACACUGCCCCCCCUUAAACACAUAGCCCCAAUACACACACUGCCCCCCAUACACACACAGCGCCACUCACACACAAACACACUGCUCCCAAUAUACAAAAUGCUACCCCAUACAUACACUGCACCCUUCUCACACACGUACUACCCCUCCAUACACAUACUGUGACCCUCACACACACUGCACCACUCGCACACACACACACUACAGCCACUAUCCCAGCAGACCCUGGGUAAGUUAUCAAACGUUUUUUUAAACGGUUUGACUACUUACUCUGGGAGGGCACCACAGCAAAUCCUGGCACCAAAACCACUACAGAGAGCUGUUAUUGUGCCUGGAUUGUUUCUUAAAAUGAUCUGCCGGUUCCCCUCCCGAGAUUAGCUUCUGGAUCCGCCACUGAUUCUGACACAUAAGCCAACACACAUAUACUGACCCACAAAGACACACACAUUGACAGACAUACUGACUCACACAGACACAGGCAAUAACAGAAUUUUAAUAUUACCCGCUUGGCAUGUGUCACUGUACAUGGACAUAAUAUAUAUUUGUAUACGUUUAUGCAAUAGCAAGUUGAAGAAAUGUAUGCCAUAGAUAACGAAAGAGGUCCAUUAAAGCAGUAAAGUUUGCUAUUAUCAUGCUCAUUGGCAGUGUUGUAUGACAUAAAACUUCCUUGCAAAGAGGAAGAUGCAAACCACAAAGACUAAACUGCGGUGAGUUAUAAUUUACCCAGAAUGCACAGUGGGUAGUUUUGUUUAUAGCAUGUGAGAAGACUUGUGUGUGUGUAUAUAUACAUAUACAAGUCUCUGAUCUGUCUGUUGGAUGGACAGAUUUAUUUUAUAUUGGAAGGUUAUAUAGCUACAUGAUGUCUGACAUGUUUGUUGUUUGGUUGAAAUUCUGAAGUCAGUCUAUAUAGGACAAAGUGUUUUGAAAAACUUUAGCAAAUUUCUUCUUUCACUUGAUUUGUAUUUGCUUCUGUCUCUGCCUGCAAAGAGACAUCCACUUUUAUGUGCAGUGUAGAUAAGUUUGGUAGAAGCCAAGGUUCAGGUAAAUUGUGACACUUUCAUGUGGUUGUGCCGCAGACUUUGUGCUUCUACAAGUGGCAGGGUACAAGGUACGCCAAGACUGAAAAUAUCCCAGUACUAGCCAAAAUUGCCAGUACCAGAUUUCAAGCUGGUUUAAAAUCAAGCUGGCAUCAUAAUUACAGAAGUAUUACGCAAUACCAAAAGGAUAACUGCUAUGUCAACCGGCCAACCUACCCCCUUGCAAUGCCUUUGUAUACACAAACUAGAUUUUCACUUCCAAUCUAAUGUUACUGAUGGGGUUCCAUGUCCUGUACUUAUCCUAUGUGAGCAGGUUCACAAAUAUUCCAAUGAUAAGAUAGCACUUAUGCCUUUUAAUAACCGCAUGCUUUCUUACAAACUGAGGGCGAGUGGAGAUGGCGUUACGACACAAAAGAAGCUUUUAUGUUUUUUAUAAUUUUUUUAUAUUUUAGUUUUUAAAUAGUUUUUUCAUGCUUUAAGCUAUGCUGUGCCUUUGAUUAGUGAUGCCUAUCAAGUGUCCCUAAGUAAAAGGCCCACCUUAUGGGCCCCCAAUAGGGUACGGUCCCCGGUACAACUGCAGCAGCCGAGAAUAAUUUACCAACUGGGCAGUACACCAGGACAGAAAAUAUCCCAAUACUAGCCAAAAUUGCCAUCGCUUCCAAACAGAUAAUCCCAGUCAAACCGGGUAUAUAUAUAUAUAUAUAUAUAUAUAUAUAUAUAUUUUUUUUUUUUUUUUUUUUUUUUAUUAGGACACGAAACACUGAAAACAUAUUUGUUGCUGUAGAUUCUAUAUGAAAAGUUUAUUUCAUUACAAGACACACUUUGUACUUGCAUAUCUGCAAUCAGGCACACUCAAAUACAGCAAGAUACAGCAAUUAUCAGCCAGAACACCGGUGAGACCUCACUUGAAGUAUUGUACGCAGUACUGGAGACCGUAUCUUCAGAAGGAUAUUGAUACUUUAGAGAGAGUUCAGAGAAGGGCUACUAAACUGGUUCAUGGAUUACAGGAUUAAAUUUACCAGGAAAGGUUAAAGGAUCUUAACAUAUAUAGCUUGGAGGAAAGUCGAGACAGGGGGGAUAUGAUAGAAACCUUUAAAUACAUAAAGGGAAUCAACACAGUAAAGGAGGAGACUAUAUUUAAAAGAAGAAAAACUACCACAACAAGAGGAAAUAGUCUUAAAUUAGAGGGACAAAGGUUUAAAAAUAAUAGCAGGAAGUAUUACUUUACUGAGAGGGUAGUGGAUGCAUGGAAUAGCCUUCCAGCUGAAGUGGUGGAGGUUAACACAGUAAAGGAGUUUAAGCAUGCGUGGGAUAGGCAUAAGGCUAUCCUAGGUAUAAGAUAAGACUAGGGACUAAUGAAAGUAUUUAGAAAAUUGGGCAGACUAGAUGGGUCGAAUGGUUCUUAUCUGCCGUCACAAUUUCCAACAGUAGACAAGUUACAUACACACCUCCAAUCUUCAAUACAAUAUUUAUUGUAUAGAAAGUAAACACAGUACUAGGAAAUCAAUGGAAUGCAGAGGAUCAAAGCUCCAGCCUAGCAAGGGAUAGAAGAAAAUGAUGCCCUAUCACUGCAGGUGUAAAAACCAUAAAUAGCCAAGGGAUGGAUCAAUAGAGUUACAGUGAUAGAUGGAAGCUUAAUAAGAUAACAUUCAUUAGCCAGCUCUCCAAAGAAACUCUCUGAGCACUUUAGUAGCUGGGCCCUCGAUACAAAGAAGGUUUACAGGCUGGUGUCAUUCUCAUUAGUGCAGUCAUUCCACGUGUUACUGAGCUAAGUCUUUCUAUUUGAUAAUGGGUAGAUUUGACUCACUCUUUUAAACUAAUUAUUUUAUUUUCAGUCUUCUUCAGAAAAAUUAAAGGGAAACCGCAGACACUAAACGUGCACAAAUGUAUCUGCUGCUAGAGCAUUACGUAAAAUAGGUACAUAAAUAAAUGAAUAAAAGUGGUUGUUGUUUUUUUGCAUGAUAUCUGAUUUUAAAAAUUCAAAAACCUCCCGAGCUGUAAAUUCACCUCCUAUGUCACAAAUUGUAAUCACGGUCAUUCACUGUAAAUUUAAGGCUCGAGAGUAGAUACAACAUUGAGAAACCUAUAGAAGCACACUCCUAUAGAUACAUUCCAUUCAAGAGAUAUAUUUUACCAGAGGAAUUUUCCAUUCAUGAAAUGUUACGCUGGAUGUGACAUACAUGUUUAAUACAUAAAAGAGAUAAUGAAUAAAACAAAAUGCAUGAAAUAACAUUUAAAAAUAAAAUAAAAAAUAAAAUAGUAUAUCUAAGUCAGCCCCCAGCUGCAGUUACACUCAUCAGCUCUCAUUAAGUUGACCCAAUCAAUUAGCUGUUAGCAGAAAUACUGAGCUUUUAUCCUUUAUCCACUGGCCCAAAACUAUACACAGUGAUUUUGAGAGACUUCAAGCAUCCAUGCAUGUAUGGGCUGAAGCUCAAGUUGUCUCUGAGAGCUGGAGAGGGGAAGGGAGCAAGGUCCCCCUACUCCAAAUCAAAAAAUCAGAUCUAUUAGCAUGGUGAGGACUAAUGAUAAGUGAAUGUUAGAAAAAAAACAUAGUGGUUAUGGUAUUUAAGUUCCUUGUUAACCUUGAAACCCAUUUUUUAAAAAUUCAUUUUGCAGGCAAUGUAUUAACAUGUGUAAGAAGUUCCCAGGUAAGUAAAAAAAUCCCAACCGAUUACAAUAGUUUACAUAGAAUUGAAUUUUAAAUGAAAUAGGAGUCUUAAAAAAGUAUUAUUCAAAAUGAUAUUCAAGAAUACCUGUUAUUCUUACUUUCACUCACUGGAAAUGGAUUUCUCAUGCAAUUUCAUCUAUACAUAGCGAAAUAAAUUUCACUUUUUAAUAUUUUUUUUGCGAUAUAUUUAAUUAAAAAAAUAGCAUCUAUGCCAAUGUCUGUCUGCAAGAAAGUCCACCUAUUGGCUGAUUGCUCAGUCAGCUCCAUUCAGUUCAAGAGUGCAUCCGUUCCAGGCGUCCCAUUGCCAUCAAAGCUGACACAUGUCCAGAAAAGACUGAUAUCUGACGUUACUCAGUUCAAUUGUUUGAUGUGCUUGCAAUGAGGACAGCACAUCAGCAUUAUCAGGUGGGGCUCUGCCAAGAGUAGGCAAGAGAGACAGGACUAAGAAGAGACUUCACACCCACAAAGGUGGUCUUAUGGUGGCACUGGAACCAUUGGAAAGGAGGUGUGUGUUUCAAAACCCUAUGAAGGAUCACCCAUUGUACAUGCUGUGGAAUUUGCCGCUUUAUAAAUAAUAAUAAUAUAAGCAAAGUUAAAGAAAAUACUAUUUUCGGCAAUUUUAAGCUCAUAGGGACAUUUUGGCAAGUAAAGUUGAAUUUUAACCAACAGAUUUACACUUUAAAGAUUUUGGGUAAUGGAACCAUUUUUUAUGAGUACGGCCUGUUUAAUGUUUUCCAAAUUAAUUUCCCAAUAGGUGGAAAUACAAUACACAUUUGACUUCCCAGCAGGCCAUGCCAACCAUGUGUCGCUUGCAUUAUAAUUUAGUUGUAUCACAUUUUUGUUAGCUUAUAAUUUGUUUAAAUAGACAGCAGCAACAAACGCAUUAUGUAAUCUACAUAUCAAAUUGUAUUAUCAAAUUAUAUAAAAUUAAAUUUUACAAGUCAAAGACAGCACUUCAAGGAGGCCAGAUAGUCAACCUUGGGAUGUAUAGCUUCCAUUGUUUGUUUUACUCAAAUAAAAAUUUAGUUAGUGGAGCUCUUCCUUAAUGAAUUAAACAAAAUCCUCUUUACUGUAUAGAACACAAAAUCUAAAAAGCACUUAGUGUGCCAGUGUACUGACUAACACAUAUAAAUGUGCUCUUAUAUAUGUUUAAUAUUGUCACUAAUUACAUUUUCAAAUUGGAUGCUUUAUAAGUAGCAUAUGGGACUCUCAAACGUGCAGUUUCUAAUCAAUAUCUAUCUCUGGUAAUCAUGUGACAUUAUAUUGCCAGUUGAACAUGUAUGAAGUCAGGCCGCCUUAUUCACUAUACAUAUUUAAGACUUGCAUUAAAUUUAGCUAAGUCUGGAUAGCACAGAUUCUGUGUCUUCUGUGAGUUUUGCAUAAAAAUGUAUACCAAGUUAUAUACCAGAAAAUAUAUACCAGUUUAAACAUGGGUAAAUUAACUGAUCUGUACAGAAAAAUAAACUUAAAGGGACACUAUAGUCACCUGAACAACUUUAGCUUAAUGAAGCAGAUUUGGUGUGUAGAACAUGCCCCUGCAGCCUCACUGCUCAAUCCUCUGCCAUUUAGGAGUUAAAUCCCUUUUUUUAUGAACCCUAGUCACACCUCCCUGCAUGUGACUUGCACAGCCUUCCAUAAACACUUCCUGUAAAGAGAGCCCUAUUUAGGCUUUCGUUAUUGCAAGUUCUGUUUAAUUAAAGGGACACCGUAGGCACUGUAUCUGCUUCAUCUCAUUAAACUGGUUAUAGUGUAUGGAGUCCCCUGGUGCCAUCAUUUCUUUCAGCAUUAAACAGUUUUUAAUGUUGUAAUGUUUUAAUGCUAAACAAGAGACCCCGGCAAUCCAUCCCCUCUGUGCUGCUUUGCCUAAUAAGGAAGUAUUACCCUGAGCAGCAAUGGGCAGCUGUGAUUGGCUGAGAGUGUCAGCUGACUGCUUUUAACUCACGGUAUGAAUGGGUAUGACAGCAAGGAAGUGUGUAAUCUCUGCCUUAGCUACACAUACAAAAGGGGCUGUGGGUGGCCUGGGACUCUUAUUUUGUGGCAUACUGCACAAACAUGAUGCAACACUGAAUGGAGGGACAGUGCCAGGGCACUCCAGGCACUAUAACCAAUUCAAAGAGACAACGUUGUUAUAGUGACUACAGUGUCCCUUUAAGAUUUUCUUAUCCCCUGCUAUGUUAAUAGCUUGCUAGACCCUGCAAGAGCCUCCUGUAUGUGAUUAAAGUUCAAUUUAGAGAUUGAGAUACAAUUAUUUAAGGUAAAUUAUAGCUGUUUGAAAGUGAAACCAGUUUUUUUUUUCAUGCAGGCUCUGUCAAUCAUAGCCAGGGGAGGUGUGGAUAGGGCUGCAUAAACAGAAACAAAGGGAUUUAACUCCUAAAUGACAGUGAAUUGAGCAGUGAAAUUGCAGGGGAAUGAUCUAUACACUAAAACUGCUUUAUUUAGCUAAAGUCACUUAGGUGACUAUAGUGUUCCUUUAAUAAGAUUGCACUGUGAGUAUGCUUUGCUUAGGUUCCUCACAUUUAAUUUUUAUUUAUUUUUUUAGUACAAGUUCAUAUCAUCUCUGUGCUGUAUAAUUAGCAAUACAAUCUGUGCAAUCGAUAUGGAUUUACAAGAAAACUAAAUUUCCGUGUCAUUUUUCUCGAAAGGGUUACAGAUUUUUUCAUUAUAGUCUGAAGUCAACCAUACAAAUUCAAAGGGGCUUUAGUUUUGUUACCACAGUAUACAGCAAUACACACAGAAACAAGUAAUCUAAUGAGACAUUUGUCUCAAUAAAUCAAAUCUUGACAAUGGGACAUGUACCUACCAAGUCAUUGUCUAGGUUUAUUGUCAUUAUGGAUUGAAUUGUGGCAAAAAGCAUUAGUUCCAUCAAUACAUGUUAUUUUAGAUCAUGGCGCAUACUUUCCUUGGUAAGUCUUCCGCUAGAAAAAAAAUAAACUUCUACUCUUGAUGUUGCCUUGUAGAUUUCAUUAUGUGCCUAGUAUUGUCAUUACCAUUGACUUUAAGAUAGCUCUUGGAGGUUCUGUGUCCAUCAAUAAUACUAAUCUAUAUAGCAUUUACACAGUCCUAACCUACUCAGAUGGACCAAUCUAUACAGGGGCUUUAAAGGGCUCCUACAUCUAAACUUCUACUGCAUCAACCUGGGGUUGUCAGAGCAGAGCACCUGACAAAAUGUGUUGCACCUAACACAAAGGAUUCUAUGAAAAGAACACUAUAGUGUUACAAAUACAAGUCUGUAUUCCAAAGACUAGAGAGUCCUUCUGCCCCCUCCCUCGCACCGCUCCACAGCAAUUAAAGGGUUAAAAACCCUUUAGAAACACUCACCUUAUUCCAGUGCCGAAGUCCCUUGGCACCUGCUCUGUCCCCGCGAAUGCGUUAGGCCUUCCACGUAGGAAAGCAUUGAAGCAAUGCUUUCCUUUUGAGGAUUUGAAGACAUCUAGCAUUGUUUGACGAAGAAAUAGCAGGAAGCAAUUCUAGUGGCUAUCUGGUAGACAGCCACUAGAGGCAGUCUUACUACUGCAAUGUAAACAUUGCCGUUUCUCUGAAGCUAAAAUAUUAUACAUUGCAGGGUUAAGGGAACAGGGACACUGCACCCAGACCACUUCAAUGAGCUUAUGUGGUCCGGGCGCCUAUAGUCUCCCUUUAAUAUUAAGGUAUUCUCAGGGAGGUAUUGUCAGCAUAUUAUAAAUCCAAAUCAAAAGUACUUUCUAGUGCCAAGGAUUUUUUACUAUAAUUUCUGCUGGAAAAUUUGAUUCAAAACCUAAUUAAAACAAACGCCAUCCAGCAUCUUGGGUGGUGACUUUUUUGUCUGUUGUAGGUCAAUAUGCUGGUGGUCUGAAUAGUAUAACUUUUGACAAAAGGCCAGGGAGUUACCCGCUAUCCCAUUAUACUGCAUGCAGUCUGUCACUUGCCAGUUGGACAGCUUUGAAUUUGAUAGAGAUCCAAAGGGUGACUCAUUCUUCUACUACAGUCGCUGGAUACACAGAAAAUGUGCAACAAACUUGGCAACACAAAGAAUAUAUACUUACCACGGAAUUACCCACUGAGAUAUGCCACAUAUACAACAAAUCAAGAACAGAAUUAACCAGUGUAAUAUGACAAGACCUGUCAAUUAUCUGUGAAAUCAUUCCCCAAAAGAUUGCUUGCGUUCUAUAGCAGCUUAUAAUGAAUUUAUAUGGUUAUUAAUAUACAUAUGAUAAAUAGAUAAUGUGUGAUCUCAGCUCUCAAACCAGGAUUAAAAAAUAUAUACUAACUAUACUAAAUGUACUAAAGUGUCUUGUGGCCACAACUAAUUACUAAGCUGUGUAUCAUUGAAUGGAGUUCAGCUUUAUUGGUCUUCCUUGUAAUAUACAGAGAUCGGUAUCACCACAUUCUGUUCGAUCUGGUAUUUUUCUUUUGAGGCCCCACAUCUCUUUGCCAUUGUCAUGGCUUUAUGAGGCAGCAUGGUCAUUGGCAAAAAUAGUCACGAUUUUACACAGACAGUCCUGCAUUUUGGGGUCCUGUCCAAGCAAAAAUGGAUCUUGGUGAUCUGUCCAGCAUUCUCAAAUUUACCAAUCAGUUGAAUCUGCUGGGUAGAUUUGAGGAUGCCAGAGGGAACAGCUGCGCUCCAUGCAUGGUCUGCCAUGAACGAGGACUGUCAGUCAUACUGACCACUCACUUUGUGGGCAGACCUUCCCCUUUCAUAGGUGGCCCUUUAGGUAUCCUGUCCCCUUGUCUGCACUUCCAUCCUGUCCCCCUGUCCCCACUUCCAUCUUGGAUGGAGGGCUGGCCAUGUUGGCUCGUAUGCAUGGUUACAUGGAGGAGGUGGGGUGACUACCUUCUGGAGUGCUGUAAAAACAGAAAUGCUGGCAUGCACUCCCUCUCUGCCCCUUCCAUUUACCGUGAACUUUAUUUCCUACCAAGCUUAGCAAGCACUUAAAACAAUAAUUGUUAUAAUCCAUUGGAAAUUAUAUUUCCAGACUUGAGCUGAACUGGCAAUCAUUGACAUUACCAAUGCUGUGAACUUCAACUUCUAUAGUGGUUACUUAGUACCUUCCGAGUCUGAUAAGAAUUACAUGUCAGUCACAUGGCAUCCACAAUGUUACCCAUCACACACAUUACAGCCUGCCAUGUUGAAUGUUGUAUACACCAUCACGCCUAGCUCCUAUAGAGUAUCCAGGACUUAUAUACUAUCAUGUAGCGUUCAAAAACAAUGCUACAUCCAACAACCCGCAUUCACCUGCAUCAAAACCAGCAGCAAUGUUACAUUUAAUACCAUUACAUAGAUUUUCACCCACAUUACAUGAGGUCACAUAUAUUAUAAGCAUAUAGUGUUACACCCACAUCAGAUAUGCCCCCAUAUUACAUACAGUAAUCCACCUUACACACAACUGCUAAUACACAUCUUGCACCAUCUUUGCAAGCGCAUCACAUGCACAACACCUUCGGCACCUACAUUACAUCCGAACUACAUUAUGUGCAGCACCAAAAAAAACAUAAGGAAAAUAAAAACUAAGGAGAUCAAAAGUGUGAAAGCGUAGGCGUUAAUAACUGGCAGGAAUGGACACUGUGUAUUAAAAUUAUGUCACAGCUGGUGUGAGCCAAAGAGAGAAAUAAGUUGAAUAUAUGUUUAUAAAGAGGUCUGGAGCAGGACUUAACAAUAUUAGGAGGAGGACAUACAAAAUUGAGGAAACCUGGAGAAAACUUGGAAUGGUUGAAAGGCCAGUCACGGUGGCAGGUCAAAGAUUUGUGGUGGAAUUAAAAUGUAGAUUUUUUUUUAUAUUGAAUUAAAUUAAGAAUUCUGUUUUUAAUGCAGCUUUAUAGUCCACUGUUGGAUGUUCCCAGAGUGCACAUACUUUAUAUAGACAGGAUAAGCUUAAGAAGGUAUAGCAAUUCCUACAUUUGAUGGAAUGAACACAAAAUUCCAAAGUGUCUCUUCUGAAUUGAAACAUCCCAUGUCAUUCUAAGGUUGAACUCUGUCAUCGAUGUUUCUGUAUGUCUGCAGAUGUUCACAAAUGCACAAGGCUAUGAGAGCACCCGAAAGUAAGGGAUCUAAGGGUCUGUACUUGAAAAACAAUGCUAAAAAUAAAUAAAUAAAAGAGCUUUAUUAUAGGGUAGAAAAAAUCCCUCAAAAAAGGAAACUUACAAAAAACAACACUUAAAAUCUAAGUCACACAGGAGGGGAUUCAGACUGCAGGCAGUUAAAUAAUGCUAUGUAAUCUCUAUAGACUCAGGGGAUCCAAGUGUAACCAAGAGGAUAUAUAAAAUUAAUAAAUGGUAUAACUCUCUGGUAUAUAACCCUGAGUGUAUGUAAUAUCAAGAGAGCAAAGUAUUUCACUACUUUAGAAUUAUCCUUUGCUCUCUUGAUAUUACAUUUUACAUUGUAUAUUAUUAGAGUUGAGUGGACACCUGGAUGUUAGGGACCGGCGGGUUCGGCCGAACUUGACCCCGAACUUGAAGUCAAUGGGGACCCGAACUUUUGGCCACAAAAAUGCCUCUAAAAAACUCCUGGAAAGGGCUAGAGAGCUGCAAAAGGAAGUAAAAUGACGGUAAGAGUAGGACAAGUGCCCUGCAAACAAAUGUGGAUAGGGAAAUCACCUAAAAUAACAUAAAAAUUACAGCUGAGCCAUAAAAUAGCACUAGAUGAAAUCUUUGAUUUUAGCUUUGGAAGAACAUAAAUCAGAAUCUAAAGCAUGGCUGUCAGAAGGAUCACCAGAAUUAUUCAUUUGAGAGAGGGUUGGAGUGCAGGGUAUUCUCUUUCAUUACUCAAACUGAGCUCAACUCCUGAUGCAUGGAAAAAAGGCCUUCACAAGCCUCUGUUAUUGUGUACAUAGUUUAUACUACGUGACCUAUAGGUUGAGGAGGCGGUGACCGUGGCGGUGUAGGUGGAAGUGGCGGUGGAAGCGGAGGAGGUAGCCAACACUGUUUUUUUAUUUAUUUUUUAUUUAUUUAUUUAUUUAAUUGGGGUAUCCCCCAAAAUAUUGGGACAUAUAAAAAAAAGAAACAUUUGCAGCCUGCGGUGCAUUUCUUGUAGUCCUGAUGCAUGGAGAAAUGCUCAACUCCUGAUGCAUGGAGAAAAGGCCUUCACAAGCCUCUGCUAUUAUGUACAUAGUUUAUACUAAGUGACCCAUAGGUUGAGGAGGCGGUGAUCGUAGGUGGAAGCAGCGGUGGAGGAGAAGGAGGUAGCCAACACUGUUUUAAUAUAUAUAUAUAUACUAUUAGACGCUUCGAUUUGACUCUCAGAUAUGAAGAGCAGGCCCCAAAAUUUACUAUUUAGCAGAAUAGCAGCAAAACAAUUAGAAUGUUUACCACUGCGCUGUAAGCACACUAUUAGACGCUUCUAUUUGACUCCCACAUAUGAAGAGCAGGCCCCAAAAUGUACUGCUUAGCAUCAAAACAAUUAGAAUGUUUACCACUGCGCUGUAAGCACACUAUUAGACGCUUCUAUUUGACUCUCAGAUAUGAAGAGCAGGCCCCAAAAUGUACUAUUUAGCAGAUUAGCAGCAAAACAAUUAGAAUGUUUACCACUGCGCUGUAAGCACACUAUUAGACGCUUCUAUUUGACUCUCAGAUAUGAAGUGCACCCCACUAAAAUACUAUUUAGCAAUUUAGCACCCAAAAAAUUUUAAGUUUUAAAACUGAAAUGUGACAGCAGUAUUUGACGAUUCUAUUUGACUCUCAGAUAUGAAGAGCAGGCCCCAAAAUGUACUAUUUGGCAGUUUAGCACCAAAACAAUUAGAAUGUUUACAACUGCGCUGUAAGCGCACUUUUUGACGCUUCUAUUUGACUCUCAGAUAUGAAGUGCACCCCACUAAAACACUAUUUAGCAGUUUAGCACCCAAAAAAAUGUUAAGUUUUAAAACUGAAAUGUGACAGCAGUAUUUGACGAUUCUAUUUGACUCUCAGAUAUGAAGUGCACCCCACUAAUGUACUAUCCCACUAAUGUACUAUUUAGCACCCAAAAAAUGUACUUUUUAAAACUCAGAUGUGAAGUCCACCCCAUUAAUUUACUAGUUUGCAGAAUUCUUUCCUAAGCUGUUCCUCACCUGCAGCAUCCUCUCCCUACACUAAUAAGAGCUCAUGUGCGUGUGGCGCUACACGACUCCAGCUUAUAUAUAGAGGCUGGGUCACCUGCUGCACUGGCCAAUCACAGCCAUGCCGCUAGUAGGCAUGGCUGUGAUGGCUUCUAAGGGCACACGAGUCAAACGCUUGUUGACUGGCUGCCCUGCAGCCUUUGAAAACGCGCCAUUAAAUCACUGAACUCCAACACGAACAUACAGUGAUAUGUCCGUGUUCGGGCCCGGGGUCCAAAAACCGUAAUGUUCGGUAUAAACCCGAACUUUACAGUCUGGGUUCGCUCAACUCUAUAUAUUAUCAGAACAUUGUAUGUCUGUUUUAAACAAGAUCUGCUCCCAGGGCUAUUUUUUCUUACUUUUUUUAUCAGAUGGCUGUUUGAUGAUUAGUAUUUUCUCUCUAAAUAUUCACAAGAGUACAGAGUCCAAUCAAAGCCCAUGCCAAUAACUGUCAGCGGUGAUAGAGCCGCAGUUCUGGUUGGAUGAAUGUGGACAUUGGUGUGAAGAGAAGGUGAUGCACACUGAAUAUUUGCAGAACUAAAGGCAAUUAUAGGCUGACAGUGACAGACACAAUGCCUAAUAAAAAGACAUUGGGCUUCUAUAUAAUCAAAUAGUGCUAUCUGCUAAAGCCCUUUAACUCUGUUGAUUAUGAUUGUGGAUUACUCCAUUUGUUUUGAGAAGAUUAAAAUACUUAACCCCAAAAUAGAUCUGUCAUUUAAAAAAAUAUAUUUUUUUUGUUUUGCACGAAAAAAUAUUUUCCUUAUUCUGUCUGCUUUGUUUGUUUUUCACCCUAUUUAUAAGCUAUUGAUAUCUGAAGUCAGCCAACAGUCAAGUCACCGAGAUUUCAAAAUGAAGGCCCAUAAUGUUAAAUAUUUGUAACAUAUGCACUGUAAUGAAAAACAAAAAACACGCAUUAAGAAAAAUGAAUUUAUAGGCAUAUUAAAAUAGCACAUCUAAUAGACCCAGUUUACAAGAAAACUAUGAAAAUAGUAUGCCUGUUUUAUAAAAAUUUAAAUAAGAGCUGAAGCUAAAAGAUACCGUGGCUCGUUUAUUUUUUGCACAGUUCUAAUGUAUACCGUUAAUUCAAUUGAUAUAAAUAUAGUAACCCCUGGAUGUUGGGCUAAGGUAACAUCCCCAGGACAUACUUGAAAACAGAGUAAUCUGAAUGUACCUUUCCUGGUUAAAUACUUUGUUAUUAUUAUUGUAAUUAAUUAAAUUAAGAAUAUAUAUGACAAUCUGAUAUUUAAGCUUUCUCUCCCAUCUAAGUCGUCCUUAUGCCCUCCUACUCUGCGCAUGGAUAUGGUUUUUGUUCUAGGCACUAUUCAUGUGCGUUGCAUAGUAAACCUGUCAUGCAGGUCGGUUCCCCUCUUCAUGGUUGGAGUACAUUAAGAAGAAUAUUAAACUCCUGGGGUAUUGGCUUCAUCCUGACCAAAAACACGUUCUCCUCCAUCUGCAUACUUACCAUGCGCACAUCCGCAGUCCAACAUUUAGCCAAAAUCCAUAGUGAAAGGGAAGAUUUUAUAGAAAUAGAUUUUUCAGUUGGUGUGAAUUCUUUUUACUUUCUUUAUUAAUAUGGUCACAGCACACAACGUAUAGUAUUUCUCUACUGUGAAUAAUUACCCAAACACAGAACACAUGAAGCCAUGGGUCAAAUUCAGUUGUCUAGAACAGAGAAGGUGGCCUACCGAAACCAGCAAAUAAUAGAUCUGUGCCUUGUACAUUCUCAAGCCUAAGAAAUAAACAAAGAAGACAUCGGUCUUGUGAGUAUGUCUGGUAGCCUAAUCUUAGUACUUGUAAUCUCAAAUUACACAAAAAAUGUGCCAUAUGUAGAGCAAUUGCCAAAAAGAAGUCAAAUGUAGGAUAUUUCAGAGAGCUCAGACAUAUGGCAAGAGGAGACUGUGGCUGAUGAAAACAAAUAGUUUAAGGACAAAGGAGUGCAUAAACUUACAUUACACGUGCAAAAGAACCAUGGGAGAACCCCUGGGCACCGGAGAAUCAUUUAUUUUAUUGUACAGAACAGUAAUGAGAAAGCAUUAUUCCCAUUAACUUUUGCAUGCACGCCACUUAUCAAUUUCUGUCUAUGCGUCUAUUUCCUUCCAUAAUCCUAAGUGUCACACUGUACAGUUUGGGAGAAUGCAAAUGCAUUCACAUCUUUCUGUAUGUACGUCAACAGCUGUCUUUGUGGAAAUGGAAGCAAGUGCCUCAUGAGUAUAUCAUUUUAUCUGUGCAUUUGAUGUGGAGUUAUCCCACAUAAUGUAUAGAUUAAGUGUUUAAAUCUGCCGGAGGCUUAUCACAUGACUCCGUGUAUAGAUGAAGGUUUAACAAUAAUGUGGUUGAAAAAAAUAGAUAUUCCGCUAAGUUAACAUUUUAUGUGGUUAUAAGCAUCCCUAUAAUAACAGGUCCGUAUGGCAGGAUUGUUGGCCAGCAGCAGACUGCAGGCUGAUUCACUGAAGCUUGGUCAUGUACACAUAAAAUAAUUUCCAUACCUCUGAAGAAUUUAAGAAACUAGAUGAUUACAUUAUGUUUUUGGCACCAACUUUAUCAUUUUAGCACUCUAAUCUUUCAUGAAAUCUCUAAAAAUGCAUGUAUGUGUGUAUAUGUAUACAGCCAUAGGCUUAGAGUUGUGGAACCAGUUUAUUCUGCUUUAAAUCAUCCUGCAGCUCCUACCUCAAGACUGCAGGCGUCUUCAGCGACCAUACGGUAGGCCAUACUACACUGCGUCGUUGCCAUUGUUACACAUAACCACUUCUGGUCCUAGUUCGUGUCUAAGGAAGCAGCAUGGCAGGCUAAAGAUUCAGGGACUCCCUGAGUAGGGAGCACGGCCAGCGGUCUGAGGAGAUUAUUAUGAGCAAGUUAUUCUGAAUCAGGUGUUUCUGAAUUUGCACUAUUGAUGAAGUCAAACACUUGUACAAUACAGAUCUUUUCAAUGGGCGUCUGAUCCUUUACUUCCUUUUUGCCACUUUUAGCCUACACUUAUUUUAUGGCUUUGUCUAUUCUCUAUCUCACAACCAGCGCUGGACUGCGAAUAAAAUUCAGCAUUGAAAGCUAGAGCAGCCAAGUAGGAGGGAACAACGACGCCUCAAAGCGAGCAUGUUAGUUUGCUGUCCCUCAAGGGCAUCUCAUAUGCAGAGCCUUGCUGAAGAGCUCUCGCAUGAACAAUGCCCUGUGCUUGUUUUACACGGCACAGUUCGGCGCAUGCUGCUGACAUGUCUCUGAUGUCUCUAUAAGAGGGAUACCAGAGGACAAAAGUGGGACAUGGCCUGUAAAGUGUGCUGUGCAUGUGUGGGGAGGCUCUCUGUGGUGCUGUAUGUGGUUGAACACUGAUUGUGGAAUUGUGUGGGCGUAGAGACAAUUGUUUUUUAGUGUAGUGUAUGUGUAAAUAAGAAUGUUUCUGGUGUGGCUAGGGUGUGUGUGUGUGUGGCAUGGCAACGCUCCGUUCUCGCUAGAGUGAACUCUAGCCUGAGUUGCAGGCUACUGUUCACUCUCACCACUAGGACCACCGGGGAUUGAAGGCACUGUCCCCCUCCCAGGCCUCAGGUAAGAAGGGAGGGGGAACAUUAACUAUAUUUAUUUAAUUUUUAUUUUUUCUUAAACUUACAAAACAUAUAUUAUCUUUAAUCUGCCCCUCUACCCCCUCACACAAACUUUAACCCCUUACACACUGCACCACACACAAACACGCAGCCCCAAUACACAGACUACCCCCCUUACACACACAACCCCAAUACACACACAGCCCCCAAUACACACAGCCCCAAUAGACACACUGACCCCCUUACACACACAACCCCCAAUACACAUACAGUCCCAAUACACACAGCCUCAAUACACACACUGCCCCGUUACACACACAACCUCCAAUACACACACUGCCACUGCUUACACACACAGCCCCCCAUACACACACUGCCCCCCUACACACACAGCUGCUAAUACAAACACUGCCCCCCCUUACAUACACAGCCCCAAUGCACACACUGCCCCCAUUACACACACUGCCCCCAAUACACACACUUCCCCGCUUACGCACACUGCCCCCUUACACACACUACCUCCAUGCACACACAGCCAGUGGUGUAUUUAGGAUUUGGGCUGCCCUAGGCUGGACAGUGCUCGGGCACCCACCCACACCCUCCACCUCCCCCCAUUUAAAUUUUUCCCACCCGUUCCUGUCAAGGCCGCACUUUGACAGACACUCUCUCACUGACAGACGCACACUCACUGACAGAUGCAUACACUCAUUGACAGACACACACUCUCAUAUACACUGACAAACAAUGACAUACACACACACUAUUACUUGGACACACACUGACAGAUGCAGGCACUCACUGACCGACACAUACACACUCACUGACCCACACACACAUUCACUCACAGACACACACUGACAGCCAGAAAUACACACUGACAUACACACACUGACAGCCAGACACACACAAUCACUCAGAUACACACUGACAGACAUACAUACACAAUCACUCACAUACACACUGACAGACAUAUACACACUGACAGUCAGGCACACACAAUGACUCAGUCAUGCACACACUGACACCCCCACCUCCCUCCCCUCCCGUCCCCGCCCCAAACAUUAACCGAUUACUUUUUCUUUUUUAAUUUAAAUCCACCCAGCCUCCGUACCUUUGGGAGUGCUGGGUGGAUUUUUUUUUACCUGGGGUCCUGGGGUCCCUUCUGACAGGAAGGGAGGCAGGCGGGCGGCUAGCUAAGAAUCCAUUCAGGCAGGCGGUGCUGGCGAGGGGGCACUGAUUAAUGAGCUUUCUCUGCUCAGCUCCCCCGCGCGCCGCAGAGUGAUGCCGGGAGCUGGAAUAUGACGAGGGAGCUGAGCAGUGGGCUCACAAAUCAGUGCUCCCUCGCCAGCGAUGCCCGCAUGGAUAUUUAGUUAGCCGCCCACCUGCCUGGCUAACAAGACAUUUGGCUGGGCAUUUGGGUGCCGCGUUUUUUGCCGCCCCCUGGAAAUUGCUGCCCAAGGCAAAUGCCUUAUUUGCUGUGAGGCAAACAUGACCCUGCACACAGCCCCCAAUAGACGCAAUGUAUCCACAUACACACACUGCCCCCCAUACACACACACUGCACCCCUCAUACACACUGACCCCCCAUUCACACACUGCACCCCUCACACAGAAACACACUGCCCCCCUUAUACACACACUGCGCCACUUACACACAAACACACUGCUCUCAAUACACACACUGCCCCACUCACACACAGGGGUGUAUUCAGCCCAAGGCAAACUAGGCAUUUGCCUUGAGCGGCACUAUUUAGGGGGCGGCAAAAAAUGGCGCCCCAAACACCCACUGAGGCAUCCCGUGUGACUGAAGUGGUUAUUGUGUCUGCAUUGUUUCUUUAAAUGAUCUGCCAGUGCCCAUCCUGAGAUUAGGUUCAUCCCCUGGAUUCAAUGCUUUCCUAUCGGAAAGCCUAAUGCGAGUGCGGCAUUCGCUUUAGCGCCCUCUCAUCCAGUGAUGUCGUAGGAGGCAGAGUCGUGACCCAACGCCGUUUUUAACCCUUUAUUCACUGCUGCGGAGGAGGCGCAAGGGAUGGAGGAGACAGAGAGAGGUACAGUGCCAGUAAUACAGCUUUGUAUUCUUGGCACUAUAGUAUUCCUUUAAAGGACCACUAUAGGCACCCAGACCACUUCAGCUUAAUGAAGUGGUCUGGGUGCCAGGUCCAGCUAGGUCUAACCCUUUUUGCAGUAAACAUAGCAGUUUCUGAGAAACUGCUAUGUUUACCUAUGGGUUAAUCCAGCCUCUAGUGGCUGUCUCAUUGACAGUCGCUAAAGGCGCUUCGCGCUUCUCACUGUGAUUUUCACAGUGAGCAGACGCCAGCGUCCAUAGGAAAGCAUUGAUAAUGCUUUCCUAUGAGACUGGCUGAAUGCGAGCGCGUUCAGCCGGUGACUGAAGAAGAGGGAGGAGAGUCCCAGCGCUGAGGGAGCCCGGCGCUGGAAAAAAGCUAAGGGGUUGACCCCUUCCUCCCCCUUCAGCACCCUCAGGGCACUAUAGUGCCAGGAAAACAAGUAUGUUUUCCUGGCACUAUAGUGGUCCUUUAAGUAAUGGAGAAAGAUAAAACGAACAAGUUAAAAAUUUGUUACCAAAAAAAGUAAUUUAGAACAAAUGUGGUGCUCCUACAUGAACAUUGGGAAAAAAAGAGGGGUAGGUGGAUUUGAACCCAAAACAAGAAUUAUCCUGCCUACAUACUGAAAUUAUGAAAUGCCAUAAUCUUUGAAAGUUUUUUUUUUUUUUUGUUCACCUCAAAAUGCAUAUGUGUAUCAGUAGAAUAUAAAUUAUCUGCCGCAAGGCUGGGAAAUUUUGGAUUUCCAAAUAUAUGUCUGAACCUGCAUGCACACCUAAUUUAUAAUGUGCCAAGCCUCAUCUAAAAACUGUAAAAAGAUUUUGAAGGUGGGAUGACUUUUUCAGUUCUCUAUUAGAUAUAGGAAGGGGUAGAACUUAUUGCUUAACUUAUAAAAUAUUCAACAACUGUGUUUGACUUUGCCUGUUGUUAAAACCUCCCCACUAAGGCUAUUAGAACUGGUCAUAGCCCAUGCAACCCCAGGUUUACGUUAGUGCAGGACCCCCAAUAUUGGAGUACCAUGACAUAGUGGUAGGCUUAACACAAUAUAUUGUGUAACUGAACCCCGAUAUUUGUGUGUUAAGAUAGUGGAUUUUAAGUAACAUUGUAAGAUUCAAAACUGUAUUUUCUAUAUCUUUUGGUGUUGAUAGCAAUACCAAUGCUGAGAAAUGCAUGUUCUGGAUGUGCCUCCAAUUUCCUUUUUUCUGUGUAUAUAUGAAAUCCAGACCAUAUUUCAGAUUUUGGGUUGAGCACUCCACUCCAGGUACCCCUUUAUGGGUGACUUCAGGAAAGCGUUAAUUUCAGUAGGGUCAAUGGUAGCAGUUUAAGCUGGAAAUAAAUUGUGAAUGAACAGCAAUGCGUGAGAGACACUCUUUUCUCGCUAACCUUUCCUAAGCCUCAGUUGUAGACAUUUUCCAUGGUGCUUAACCACACCAUUGGCUGUGCCAAAGUUUACUCAACAUUGCUUGUUAUCUAGCACAUAUAAUAGCAGACCCCUCCCCCCCAACAGAUCUGAUUCCAUUGGUCCUAUCCCACUGUUACAAUUUUGUUCCGUAGUGUCCCGCAUCUGGUGACAAUAUUAGACGCCCUUGUGCUGUGAAUGCAUACUUGAACCAUUUGCAAGGACCUGUAGUUUUGGGGGCAACCAGACAGUUUCCUGCAGUGGAUCAGGCCCACCUUUUUACCCUCUCCUCCUUGUUCCGGGAGUCCCAAGUAAUUCACGAGAUAUGACCGCUUUACUCUAUCAAACGCCUACUCCAGGUCCAGCAAAAAGACCAGAGAAUGGGCUUUUGAUUCUACCAAUCACCAAAUCAAAUCGACAUUCGAUCUAGGGUUCUUAUAGAGCUGCCACCCAGGAAUGAAUUCUUACUUUUUUUAAUAAAGAAAUGUGCUUCAAUAUUCUUCAAACAGUUAAGUAUAUUUCUGGAACUUUAAAUUUCAUAAUUUCUGUUAGUGUGGGAACAGACACAGUUGUUAAACCUGAUAAUAACAUAACUUGCCUUGUCAGGCAGUCAUCAUGAUAAUCAAAAAAACAUGAGAGAAUGAACAUCAACCACAAAUAUAAGAAUGCAGCUUGUGGUUUACAUCGGGUGGAGUUCUCUGCCCAGUACCAGAAUGGCUGUCAUCUUUGAAAAAGUAGGAAAAUAAAAUCUCUGAAGCUGAGACAUGAAAGGAAAACUCAAAGCAUCACAACCACUACAGCAUGCUCAGUGCCUAGACUACGGCCUGAGCUAAUCCCAGCAACUCAGGGUUUAGUUUAUUCACUGAGAUCGAUCAGCUGAUUCUAACAGAAACUCCUUAGCUGGAGCUUCUGACUUUCUCAAGGCUUUGGUGGAGGAGGGAAGCAGCACCUGGUGGACCCCAGGUGAGAAGUCAAACCAUUGUGAUACAUUGACUAAUUAUACUUGGGGGGCAUAAUUAGUAGACAAUUAUUAAGACUUCACUGAUCUGCAAAGUCUUUUUUUCCUUGUUGUUUUAACUUUCACUUUACCUAGAUAAAAUGUUCUCCUAAUGAAGUUCAUGUGUGGCGGGUGGAGGAGUGUUUCCAAGCCAGGGUUCAGUUUCAUAAUUGAUGUAUAAUUGAUGUAUACAGAUGUACUUGCAGCUCUAACUUGAAGAUACUUUUGUACCAUAAUUUGUGAAUGUACUCAUUAGGCCUCAUCGCUGCUGAUUUCUGUGUGGGAAUAGAAAUAAAAUUACAUGCUGCCCAUCAUUUCAAUUUGUCAAAAAUGGUCAUUUGUGUUCUCGAGUCCUGAGGUGCGGCUGGGGACCAUCUCUUAUGGGAAUUUUUAGUUGACAUUAAAGGGUUACUGCAAGCAUCAUGACCAGUUUAGUGUUUUGAAGCAGUCAUGGUGCUUGGAGUCUGUAUUUUGCUGCCAUAGGUUUAAGUCCACCUGCAGCGCCAUUAGCAGUCAGGAAGAAGAGUUCCGGGUUGCUAAGGUUACAUGUGUGUGCAUAAAAGAUGUCGGUUGUCAGCACGCAAACCAUGCUGCUGACAGACAACCCAUGGUGGUACACCUCCCCCUUCCACACAGCCCAGCCUCCCUGACAUCGCUCCCCCUGCAGCAAGGGGGAAUUACAUCACUGAAGUAGGAUUGGACUGCAAGAAGAACUUGGCAAUAGUGUGGGUUCUAAGUAAGUUGAGUGCCUGUGCCAGUGAAGAUUACUCCAUAAAAACACUGAUUGUGAUUGGAGUAUCCAUUUAAUGGCCUACUUAGUGCUGUAUAAGUAAUUGAUUAAAUAAUUCAGAAAAACAAUUUAUUUCACGAACGAAUUUCUAAAUAUUUUCCCUUCACGCUGCUGUCUAUUAUUAUUCACACACACCAGAAAUUACUGUUGCUGUGGAUCUGUGUAGUACAUUUAUACAGACCACUCAAUGCUAUAUGAUUUAUUGAUGUGGGGCUCUUUGAUAUAGACACACCCACCUGACUUGCAUUACAGUGCUAAGGAGCUCUAUGAUAUAUUCAGGCAAACUGAACAUGAUUUAUUGAUGUGGAGCUCUGUGAUACACCCGCCCCCACACACACAAAUAAAUGUGUUUUAUUUUUAUGAAACUCUGCACAUCUCUCAUACACACUUCCCAUUACUAUGAGUUUUAUUGUUUUUGCUCUGUGAUAAACUUGUAGACACACAUUACUGUGCGUUUUAUUCAUGUGGCUAGGUAUGACAUUCAUACAUCAAACAUUGGUGAGGCUUCUAAAGAAAGAGGGUCACAGAAUAGAGAUGUCUGAUAUAGGAUAUUUGGAUUGUACAAAGGAUUUUGGUGUCUACCACUUUACCGCCUUGUUCUGAUCACUGCAAGGUUGCAGCCAGCCAAAUCCUCCAUCUUUCUUGGUCUGGUCAUAGGGGAAAAUUCGAAAACAAGGUGGGGAAUUCUGCCUUCAUACCACUUCCUACCACUGGGUGAUCUGCUCUGCAUUAUUCUCCUAAGAUUGGGGUAUCUACCCAUCUGCCAACUCAUUGCUUGCUACAGACAUUUACAGUCCACUCAGUCAUGAAGCCAGUCCUGCUCUGUCUUGGUGUGAAUUGUAGAUUUGUUUCUUGGCUUCUGCAAAUGCUAUACACAAUAUCCUACCUCAUGUAGGAAAGCUGUCACUUUUAAUCAGUGCACAGGCUUUUCCAGACCUCUCAUUCUUGCAAACUUCUUGUAGCUUCCGCUCCACUCUCACAGGUUUAUACUUGCUGCUUUGCACCCAUUUGGUAAGGGGUACGCCAAGUCCUUUCCUGUUCCUUGUCCCACUCCCAGUCAUAGCCUGUAUUAUAUGUAUGUAUACACUUGAUUGAUUCAUUUUUAAAUUGAGUGAAGUGAGCAAGUACAAUUGAUGAGCAUAAAUGCAUUUGAAUGUAGGAUAUUUAAUUAACUCAUGCUGCUGCCAGGCUUAUUUUUCUCUCCCAUCAGUCCGGUAACACAUACUAGCUUAUUUCCAAGCAGGCAUCUUAUCCAUCAAUCCCUCGUCCUAUUUGAUAUGCUGUUAUUUAUUUUGUGUGUCUUUAUCCAUUCUUCGUAGAUGGUAAGCUUGUUGGAUCAGGGCCUUCUUCACCUCUUGUGUCUGUUUGCGUCUGUUAAUAAAUAACAUAUUCGCAACACCAAUGUUUUCUUAAAGAAGAUGUAUUCAUCCAUAAGUGAGCUCGGCAAUGUUUCAACCCAAACACAGGGUCUUUGUUAAUCCAGGUUUACCUUCCCAUCCGUCACUUGGUUGCUAUGCCCACUCUGCUCUUCCUCUUGUCAUUUUAUACCUCACUUCCUCUAGAUUGCAAACUUGUUCAACCUAUCGCUCCUGUCAAAUUUUUUUAAAGGUUUGUCUAAUUUGUUGUUAAAUUCUCUUUUAUAAUAUUGGAAAGCUCUGUGGAAUACAUUGUUGCUAUAUAAAUUCCAAUAAUAACUCUGGAAGACCUCAGAGCAGGGCUCCAAAAAUGUCUCAGCACUGCCUGAAUCCAGAUUAGUGGGAGGCAUGACAUAGUAAAAUGUACCAAAUAAAUGGUGUUUUUCCUAGGCAUUAAAUAGUAUGGAGUAGUCUGGUGCAUUUGGUUUCAGCCGAAUGAAGACACAUUUCAAUUUUGGGCGAUCGGUAGGUUGUCCAAAUUCCAUAGCCCUGAGUCGCUAUAUGACGCAAUCAUGAAACAAAAAAAACGUCAAUUUAGAAGCUGAUCAUCCAUGUACCCCUUCAAAAAAAGAUAACUGAUGGUUAGGGACAUGUUUAAAUAAAAAUUUUUUUAAAAAAAUCAUCAAGGUUCAGCUUGAACGAAAGCUAAACAAUUGUAACCAAAUGUUUAAAAGUAAUCGAACAUUUAAAAAAAUUAGAAUGAUGAUGGAAUGUGAGCCAAAAUUGUAUUGCAAAAUACCAUUCUAUUCGGUCAACCAAAAUCCGACUGGAAUUAGCUUCAGUAAACAGUUUUGACCUCCUUGAUCUCAGUCACGAUUGUGUCUUCUCUAUCUUUCUAUCUACUUAAGCUAAUUCCAGUCGGAAUAUAUAUUGAUUGGGGCAUUUUCUGUGUGUUGUUGGUUCGUUAAGAUAUUUGCAUGGACGAAAUUUGUCUCAAACUGAAAAUAGAGCUGGUUGCAAAUAGUUAAAUAACCAUUGGUGGCACUGUCGGGGUCAAUAAGACUCCAAUGUUACUACAAUGGAGAUAAUGUACCUCCAUAAGUCCCCAUUUGACAUCAGGUAGGUGGGGACAUAUUUACUAAACAUUCAGAACUAGCCAUUGCUUAUUGCUGACAAGUUGCUAGAAAAGGCCCCAUCCCAUCUCACUACUCUCGAGAUUUGGCAGUCAGAGCACUCUAAUUGGUUGGCUUACUAGCUUUGCACUAGCUUUGCAGUAGCUGUCAUAGCGUGGGAAAGUCUAUAAAAGGGCUUUCCCCAAGGAGUGCUAAUUUUGUGCCAUAUUAAAGCGGCACUGUCAUGUCGAACUUACCUUUCUUCAAUCUCUUCAUCUUCUCCCCCUCUCUCAUGAUCUGUUCUUCUUUUCUUCCUGUCUUCUUUAGUUUUCUUUAAAAUCAUAAGACAAAGUAUGGACUCUUUGCCUUAUGGAGGUUCCCUCCGCUUGACCAGCUUUGACCAGCGGAGGAGCAAAGUGUGCUUCUAUUUCCGCUGGUUAGAGCAAUUUUCCCAUAAGUCUUACCUUUCCUCAGUGUUCCCACGAUGCUUCGUGUCAUUUUAGCCGAAACUGCCGAAUUGCGUUCUAACUGAAUGAGAACAGUAUGUUUGUUUGUUUUAGAACGCACUUUGUUCGUAUCGGAAUUUCAUUUGAAUGAAUGAAACUCCGAUUCAAUUUGUGCCGCGGCUGCAUCUUGCAGCCGCUUAGUAGAUAACUCCCUAAUUCGUAUGGUAUUAGGGAGUUAUCUUCCAAAAGACUGAAAGACCUAAAUUGGUCUUUCAUCCACAUUUACUAAUACUAAGUAAAGAUUACUUAGUAUUCGUAAAUAAUAUGCCCCUACUCGCCAGUGGCUGCUCACUGUAAAAAAAUAAAUUAAAAAAAUAAAAACCUAUUGGCCCCCACCCCUGAACGGUGGGGGCCAUAAUGGACAAUCGAGGGGGACCUACUGUCCUACCCCUGGCCCCCACCUCUGCGCGGUGGGUGGGGGCCAUAAAUUACAAUGGGGGUACCUACUGUCCUCCUACCCCCACCCCUGCAUGGUGGGGGGGGCAUAAAUUACAAUGGGGGGACCUACUGUCCUCCCCAUCGGAGCCCUCCAUGGGUGAAGAUGGAUUAUAUUUUUUUGCGCUCGGGUUUUUUCUUUUUCGUCUGUUUUUUUUUUUUGGCGCUGGGUAUGAUGGUUUUUUAUUUGGCCUUUUUUGGGGCUGAAAAAUGAAGAUUUUAGAAAAAAGAAGAUGUAAAAUGGUAAGUUUAAUUUUUCUUUACAGGUUAGUUAUUUUAUUUCCCCCUCACUGUUUUUUACGGUGAGGAGGGUAGGUAGGGGGUAACUUUUUUGGGGUGGGGGUGGGUGACUAGGGGCUUGGGGUCCUCUAGUCACCUUUGAGGGGGGGGGAGAUUUGUCUUAGGGCCCCCUCCUGCCGCCCAGGGAUGGGGGCCGGGGGGGAGAACAAUAGGUUCCCCCCUCAAUUUCUUUAUGGCCCCCACCCACCGUUCAAGCAUGAGGGCCAGGGGGGGGAGGACAGUAGGUCCCCCCCCCAUUGUAAUUUAUGGACCUCACCCACCGCGCAGGGGUGUGGGCCGGGAGGGGAGGACAGUAGGUGUCCCCCCUCAUUAUCUUUAUGGCCCCCACCCACCACUCAAGGGUGGAGGCCGGGGGGGGAGGACAGUAGGUUCCACCCCCCCCCCCCACAUUGUAAUUUAUGGCCCCCACCCACCACGCAGGUUUAACAUUUUAUUUGUGGAAUAUUAUUUAAAGGAACACUGUAGGCAUCCAGACCCCUUCAGCUCAUUGAAGUGGUCUGGGUGCGAUGUCCCAUGUCCCUUACCCCUACAGUGGUAAUUAUUGCAGUUUCUGUAAAUGUACAGAAUAUUGGCAAGUUAUUGGCUAUCGGCCUGAAAGUUCACAGAUUAUCGGUAUCGGCUCUAAAAAAACAAUAUCGGUCAAUCCCUAUUAAAAAGCCUCACCUUCUCUAUGGAUAGGGUUAUUAAAAUAAAAAAAUAAAAAAAUAAAAAAAUUAAGACUUUCCCUGACAAUUAGAAAUAAAUAAGAAAGCCACAGAAAGACCUGGAGGGGACAAAUGAGGCCUAGAAUGAUAAAGCAGGGUAUUUAUAUUCUCCUACAGCUGACUCAUGGUAACAUUAUGAUUGUUCAUGUUCAUUAUAUGACAACACAGUAAUGAUCUAAACAUGUAGCGACCACAAAGAGUUUUCUUUAGUGAGUUGGCCAAUUGCACUGCAGAUGGUGGAGGAGAAGAUAUCUAAACAAAUGUGAGCCAACAAAUUCCAACAUAUUCAUUUUUACUAAUAGCUACAGUUUAUUCAGGAGAGAAGUAAAGGUUAUAACCACCGACAGGCCAUCUAGACAGAGUGUAAAAGGCUCCCGUAGAGAAAGCUCUGGAUUGGCUUAAAUCAGCAAGGGGGCCGACUUGGCCAAUCAGCACCUCCUCAUAGAGAUGUAUUGAAUCAAUGCAUCUCUAUGGGGAAAGUUCAGCGUCCCCAUGCAGAACUGUGCAGCACUGACCCAGGAAGCACCUCCAGUGGCCCACUGAGGAGUGGCCUCUGGAGAUGUCCCUAGGGGACAAUGUAAACAAUGAUGUCCCUAGGGGACAAUGUUUAUGUAAAAAUGCCUGCCUGGGAUGAUUAUACUCAUUAAGUUGUUCUAGUACAGGAGUAGGCAACCUUUGGCACUCCAGAUGUUGUGGACUACAUCCCCCAUAAUGCUCUUAUACCCAUAAUACUGGCAAAUCAUGGGAGGUGCAGUCCAAAACAUCUGGAGCGCCGAAGGUUGCCUAUGCCUGUUAGUGACUAUAGUGUCUCUUUAUGUUCAUUUAACAGUGUAACUGGGGCAAAAUUCUAGAUUCACACGGCACGCCAGUACAAAUGUAGUACAAAUGUUUAAAGGAACACUAUAGGGUCAGGAACACAAACAUGUAUUCCUGACCCUUUAGUUUUUAAUCCACCAUUUAGGUGACUUGCCCCUUACAAAAGGUAAAAACUCACCUUAUUCCCUGCGCCAUGCGGGCCUGCUGAUGCUGGCCCCACCCCCAUCUGCCUCAUUGAUGACCUCAUCAGAAUUGCCCAUAGGGAAAGCAUUGGACUGGCUAAAAUCCAAUGCCGAUCCAAUGCAAUUUCAGCCAAUCAGCAUUGGAUUGGCUGAAAUCGGCAAGGAAGUGGCAUGGGGACGGGGCAAAAGAUGCAAAAUCAGCAUCUCCUCAUAGAGUAAAUUCUGUGUUUUCAUGCAGAGCGUGGAGACGCUGAGCGGCAGUGCUACAUACUGUGCAGAGCUGCCCCAGGAAGCACCUCCAAUGGCCACUUGGAGGAGCUUCCUGGGGCAGUUCAGGCAUGAAAAAUGCCUGAAGGCAAUGAUUUUACUCACCAGAACAACUACAUUAAGCUGUAGUUGUUCUGGUAACUAUAGUUUCCCUUUAAAUAUAACUGGACAUAUAAUGAAAUCACGCAGUUGGGCAAUAUAUUUUAGAGCUGAUAAAUUACAGAGCUGUUUGUUUAUAAUUUUGCUGGCCUGCUUUUAUGUAGGCGGUUUGGUACUUUUUGAUAUUCAUUGCCUUACGUGGUUGCGGCAGGAGAUCAAAUUACUCAGGCCAGAUUUGGAUAUUGUACAUGUUAUAACUUCACAACAUGUGCUGAUAUUACAAAUCAGGGUUUGAAGGCAGAAAGAAAAUCAUUUGGAUUAAUAUUUCGCCGGCGUCCAGGAUGUAGCUGAUAAAUUGAUAUGAAUCAGAGAAAGGGUGGGGGAGGUUCUGACCAGUCAUCCCAGGAGAACAGAGCAGCUGAGGCUGUGAAAUGUCUGCCUGGGAGGAUGACAGUGAUAGAAUUGCUCACAUUGCUGUCUGUCACCGCUCUGAUGCCUUCUCUGAAAUGUGUCCCUAAUGAUCUUUAAUGGCAAUCUGAAGGAUUUCUUUUGUUGAAUACAAAAGCUAUCCCCAAAACCCAACAUGUCUUCUAUUCAUUGUAACCUUAAAAUACAUUUUGUACAGCUGUAUCAUGAGAACAUGUAACAUGACUAUACCAUACCAUAAACAUUACAUGAUAUAUUAUAUGCAAGUGCACCCAAGGAUAGAUGGCUGUGUACAGAUAUAUGCAUGAUCACAUAAUUAAACCUUCCUUAAGGGAUCAUUGUCAUGGGAAUAAACACUACUGUCGUAUUUAGUAACAUUUAUUAUACAGCUUAUUUAUGCAUUGUACAGCAUUGCUUGAACUUACUUGGGCUCUCAUUCUACAUUGCAUAUUUGCUAUGUACCACCAUAGGCCAGUGCUUGAUAAGGUGUGUUUAAGGACUGAAAUGAAGAGACACUGAUCGCCUUCGCGCUUCAAAAUAAUAUAUGCACAAACAAAAAGUACUAAUAUUAUGACAACAUUGUAUUUCCUUCUGAUUCAUUUCAGGCACGUACACAAUGGAAAUAUGAUGUAAAAUACUGUUAUGAUAAUUUUUUUUGUUUUUUGUAUUUGAUUAUACAGAUUGCUUUUGUAUCCCUGAAUGAUGCAAUGCAUGUUUUCUCUGUUUCAGAUGCAAAGCAGCCUAACGUUUCGAGCGAAGCAAAACCUUCCAGACUUCCUGGCCCAAGUCCUACCAAGAUAUCACGUAAACAGCAAAAUGUGGCAAGCUCUGGCAGUGGACAAGCAGUUCCAUCACCGAUACUGGUGGCAACCUUCUUAAUAGUGUUUCAGUACGUUCUACUGCUUUGUGGUGCUACAGUUAUUUUUUAGGAAUCUGCUAAUAAGCCUUUGCGAGACAUGUCCAUGUGAAACAAGAACAUUGCUUUUAUAGGGUGGACGUGAAGAGAGCAAAAGGGUCCGACCCUGGUUGUGUAUCCUUUUAAAAAAAAUCUUAAUGGAAUAACAGAUUAGCUAUUUGAUAUGUUAUUUUCAGGUGACAUGUUUAUAAAUAGCUCACACGACAAACACCAUUAAAAAACAUGCUCUGUUAUGAAAGUUUCACAAAUCUGAUCUACGUUUUAAAAACCAAAACACAUAUUCUAUGGAGAAUAAACUUUGCAAAGUGAUACAUAAUAACCCAUCGCUCAAUGUUGAUCGGUCUGCACUGUUUCUGAAAUUCCAGGCACAAAUCUGUUGCAUUUCACCAACUGUGCAGUUUCAUUAUGAGUUUCGAUGCACUUUAGAAGCUACUAAACACAGUUUUGCUUCGCAUUCUACCAAUACCUCUAGAAGGCUCUUUUCAGAUAUGUAUCUCCAUCUCAAUGUUACCAGACACUUGUGUUCUUCUCACAAGGAUGCUUUAUAUUUUCUGUGUAUUUUGAUACAAUAUUUACUGCUAGAUCUAUCUGUGUUUUUCCAAAAUGUUAUCUCUGUGAUAUUACCUUUAGUCUAUAUCAGUGUUAACUAGCCACUGGAACUUCAGCUAUUGUGGACAAUUCUCUGCCAGAAAGCCCACAAUAGCUGGAAGGCCAAAGAUCACUAGUCCGUGUGACUAAGAUCAAUUGUCUACAUUGCCAAGACCCUGAGAAGAAACAAGAAGAUCUUAGUAAAUCUACAGGGAAUGGUAGGCGGUUAAUCAGGAUCUGAAUGACAAACCUGCUAUGACAAAGAGCAGAUCUUUAUGGCACACUAUGGAAACAUCUGUUUAUUAAAACAAUGUUUUGUACCAUAUUUGACCAGCUCACCAUCCAUGCUACCUCCCACAAUCUUUCCAUUUCUGGGAAUACUUACCCAACGCAUGUUUUAAGAGACUAUGCAACGUAGUGAACUUAGUGAACCAAAUCACAAGACAUGCCCCUCAAUCCUUCACUUGACUUGUAGAGGACAAUAUUUUACCACCGCUACAAGAUUAUUCUGAGGAUCAUAUGGUUUUUCUACUGAUAAAACUAGCAUCACCAUGUGUAAUAAUGUAGAUUAAUUACUACAAUUCAGCAGAUAUCUAUCGUUGUUAAAGACUGUGUAUUAUGGACAGUGACACUUGUCUUUUCAUUGAGUUUUAAUCGACAGGUCAACAGAUUAAUAAAAAAUGCUAGAGUCAUAAAUGUUUCUGUGCCAAGAAAGCCAGAAAAAAUUUAGAUUUUUUUAUAAUGAUCAUUAGCCUAACUGAAAGAUGUGUGUGUGUGUGUGUAUAAAUACAUACAUACAUGCACAGUCACACACACACAAUAUCAUUUAAUUCUACAAGUGCAACAAGUAAUGUAUGACCCCUUGGCCACCACAUCAGAACUUGGUAGACUUGAGCACAAAUGCGUUUGUUGACCGAAUCAUUCCUGUUAAUCUACGUCCGAAUUAAUGAAUCCAUCUGAGAUCUACAUGUGGAUCCUCAUAAAACUCCACAUCUAAAUCUUGGAUGGAUCAAUUAUUUCGGGGAAAAAAUAACAGGAAUUUGAUUUGUUCGUCGUUACUGAAACAGAUGUGCGCACAAGUCUAGUACUUGUACUUAAGAAACUGGUAAGAUCACUAAACUGGAAAGUGGAAGAUUGAGAUUUUAGUAAAAUGUUUUUGUUUGUUUUUAAUACAAGUUUUAUUGAGGGGAUUGUACAAUUGCAGCAGUGUUUCAUAAAGCUUUGUCCAGAAACACUUUGGAAUUUUAAUUAUAUAUUUAGCUUACGUACCCAGAUUCUGAUAAAUGUUGGCAUGUUAAAAAUAAAGGAUAAUAACAAUCUAACAGUAUUAAGAAACUCUGUAAUUUAUUAGCUGUAGAAAUACUAGGUUUAAAUUAAAGUUAAAAGUUUUAUUUGUUUUAAUUAAAAUUUGACAUUUUAAAUUGUAUUCAGAAACCUUCUCCGUUUUUAUACCACCAGUAAUGAUAAUUUUCAACAGAAUGAUCGGUCCACUUGCCAUCCGGUGUUAAGUUAAGUGUGGAAAUGAUUAACAACAAAAUGUUCAGAAUAGUUUUGAUUUUAUAAAAAUUCUAAAUCAUAGUUAUUGCACUGAAGCAAUUACAAGACUCUGUAAUUCCUUGCAGUCAGCAAUUCAUGGACAUCGGCAAUGUAUCCAAAGAUCUUUUAUCAAGAAAAGUGUUACAUGUUAAAUCUCAGUCCAAUACUAACUAGAAUCGCCCAAGCAUCGUCAUUAAUAAAUCUUGCUUAGUUAGUGUUUUUAAUGUGGCUUGCUAAUUGCAAUUACAUAUUAUAGACACUGAUUAAUAAGAUAUGCAAAAUCAUUAAUUGAGGCUUGUUCUUCUGGACAAUAGACAUCAAAUGUUAAAAUUUGCUGAAGUCUUUUUUGUGUGUUUCCAUAUAUUUCAUGAUACUUUCCAUUUUUAAAUAAACCGGAUAUAAACCUAUUUUAUGUCAUCGAAUUCAGUUAUUAUGAAAUUUGACAUUUUCUAUACACCACACUCAGCAGAGAUGGUAAAAACUGUUGGGAUGUUAUGUUUUACUCCAGUAACAUAUAGUGAUAUUUAAUCAUGACCUGAAAUUACAGAACAGAUUUGUAUUCAUUUCUGGGGUACAGAUUAUGAAAUCUGAAGACUUGUGCUUUAUCUGAACGCGAACCAAGUAUAUGAACUAGUGACUUCAAUAUUUAUGGAACCCAUUAGCCUAAAUGUCUUUUAGAAGUAAAGUAUUAUACCUAAUGUAGAGGACGAAUGUAUUAUUUAGUUUAUUCCCCCAUCCCUCUUAUCUGUGGCCAAGGAGGGGGGCCAGUACAUUCCCUGGUGGUCCGGUGUUACUAUGCAAGCUUGCUGUCUUGUAUAGUGAAGGAGAGGAAUUGCCAAUUCCAGAUUCCCCCUUUGGCAGGAGGUAGAAGCAAGAGUCUCCUAGGCACCCCUUCACUAUACUAGAUGGCAGUGACCCAGGAACUUAUAUCUGUAUCACAUUGGUAUUUACAGGUGCACACAGGCACAAACAGGCCCCUCAGGUAACAUGUACACAAAGGUACAGAGUGUGUGUGUGUGUGUGUGUGUGUGUGUGUGUAUAUAUAUAUAUAUACACGUACGUAUGUAUGUACCUUUUCCAUCCAUGCAAACAUUUUGGGGAAAAAACUAUUUGGACGAAUCAAAGGGUGCAAAACUCGGCCAAUCAGUGUAUUGCACAAUAUAAAUAUUAUGGAUAUAUUUUGCAGAACACUUUUCACACUAUUUGGGUCAAGUGAGAAAAACUCACCAAAUAGGGAAAAAGAAGCAGAGCAGAAAAAAUCUAAAUUUAUGUAUUACAUCUUUAUUAAAGGUACACUAUAGUCACCAGAACAACUACAGCUCAUUGUAGUUACUCUGGUAAGUAUCGACAGUCCCUGCUGGCAUUUUCAGGCAAACACUAUCUUUUCAGAGAAAAGGCAGUCUUUACAUUAAAGCCUGGGGCAGGUAUAGGCAACCUUUGACACUGCAGAUGUUUUGGACUACACCACCCAUGGUGUAUUGCCAGCAUCAUUAUCAGUAAGAGCAUUAAAGAGGAUGUAGUCCACAACAUCUAGGGGGGGACAAUGGUUGCCUAUCCUUGGCCUAUGGACACCUCCAGUGACCACUCCUUAGAUGCUCUGCAUGGAGACGCUGAACUUUCCUCAUACAGAUGCAUUGAUUCAAUGCAUCUCUAUGAGGACAUGCUGAUUGGCCUUGCUGGGAUUUGGCCCCUGCCCCACCCUGUCACCUUGGCGAUCUCAGCCAAUCCAAUGCUUUACCGUAGGAGGAUGAUCCUCCAAAUAGGAAGCUCAAGGGUGGGGCCAGCACCGGCAGACCUGUGGGGCGCUGGAAAAAAAAUGUGAGUUUUAACAAUUUAUAAGGGGGGAAUAGCCACCUAAAUGGUGGUUUUAACACUAUGAGGUCAGGAAUACAUGUUUGUGUUCUUGAACUUAUAGUUUUCCUUUAAAUAUAUAUUUGCAUAAAAAUAGAUGUAUUUAUUUUUUUCUGCUCCUCUACGUUUUCCCUUUAUUCAUCUAUGAAUACAAUUUAGUGCUCUACCUUAACCGUCGAUUAUCUUUUUUCCGUCAGUUAUCUAAAUUAUUUUUGGCGCCACGGACAGAACUCUAAAUUCUAAAAACAAAACAAAACUGUUCUGUGCAUUGUCCAUUUUAUUUGUUUCAUGAUUCAUCCAGAUAUCAAUUCAGAGUUAGCACGAACGACCGAUCGCCCAUAAUUCAGUCGAAUCGUAUUUCAUUUGAAACCGAAGUCUACUAUCUUCUACAAAAGUAACCCUUUGAAUGCAAUGUGUUCUGUUCACACUCCUCAGUAAAAUAAGGAUUGUGACCAUGCAAUACAUACAGUUACCAUGGCUGUAAUCGAUAACCUUGGCACUGCAGAUGUUCAUGAAUAAUAUUUCCCAUGAUGCUCAGAGAUUGCAUAGUCCACCAACAAGGUCGAUGUUAGCUAUUACUGGCCCGUUGCAUAUGUUUUUUAGUAGUAGCUCUGCAGCACUGAUGGAAUGAAACCAAAACAAAACUGAUUUCCUAUAGACUAAUAAUAAAUCUGUACUACUUACUUGGAAUGACAACUGUGUAAACAGAGCCUUCAAAUCCAUCCACAUAUUACAAUUCUACUCUCUUUGUCUUGUGCAUCCUAUCUACCUUUUGUUUAAGUUUUCUAUGUAUUAUCAAAUUAUUAAACUUGCUUACUAUGGAAGUUUUAUUAAAAAAUAUUUUAUGAUGAAAAAAAAAUCUUGUUUGUUUUACUAUGCUAGAUUUGUGAUAUAUUUCUGAAGACUAAGCUAGCUAUAUUGUUAUCGUAACAGAUUUUUAUACAUGGGAUUUAUUUGCUAAGUCUCAAGAUUUUAACUCUAAUAUCAAUGGGAAUAAUCUGAUUUUAAGUCACAGUAUCUAAAGCUGAUUCAGAUUCUACUGUUUCAUGCAGAUACUUAAGCAUGUUAAGUGAUAUCGUUCUACUAUAAUAUAAGCAGUCCUACAAUCCUGGCUGAGUUAUGGAGAAGGUGGACUUUUUUCUAUAUAACCCUACAAGAUCAUUUAUUUUGAAUUUUAAAUGGAUAGUCCACAACAUGUUGUCGUGUUUAUGGUAUCUAGACAGACGAGAUCAAACCCAGGCAUCCCAAAAAUCAGCAAUGGACUUUCAUUACAGUUCUUAGAGGUACAAGUUGGCAUGUCUUAAUAUUAUUGCCACCUACAUCUACCAAUGCCCCAUUCCAAUGAUGACCAAUUGCUUGAGGAUAAUGUCUGUAGUUUAAGCCUUGCCUAAGCAAACAUCACAUCAUGUGAUCUUGGUAUAACUGGAUGGCUUGAGAAACGUCCAUAAAAGCAGUGGGAUCACAGCUGUGUCAUCAAAGUAUUUCUCUUUGAGUCAGUGGGAUGUGGUCAUAACCAUGAGCAACUGAGUCAGAUGCGGUCAUACUUAUCACAUACAGAAAAACUUGUCCCCAUCCUUUUAUAUUAUUUAUUUUGUAAGAGAGGAAAGAAAAAUAUAAAACUUGCUUACAGAGCAAGAAUCUCUGUUUGCACCAGUACAGCAACCACUCUAUUAAAGGAUUCUGCAUUGUGUCCAAUUCAUCUGCUAAAAAUAGAUUGCUAUGAGCCACAGAAGCUAUUGGUUUGGCAGAAGAAAAGCUGGCCGUCAUCUUAUAAAACAUCUCGUGAAAGCAGGUUCCCUCUGGCUGGAUUUGAUUCUCAUGGCGUAUUGUGGUGCUUGCCAGUUUAUGCUGAUAACGGCACGCUGUCGGAAAGAACACAAAUGCACUGUACAACAAAAUAACAGACAGAAAUUCUACUUUCCAUUUUGACUCAUUAAACUUCAUUAGAACAUGGUAUUGCUGACUUCUUAGUGCCUAACAUUUGAAGUGACAGCAUCAAUGAUUGGGCCACUUGAGUUAAAGCAAUGAGGCCUCUGUUGUUCUGGUCUAUGUCCCUAUAUAGUCUCACUGUCUGUCUGUAUAAAGAAAAUACAGAACUUCUGCUGAAGCACAGCUCAGCCAUGCUACAACCACUGACCAUCAGGAGAAGACAUCCUUUGUGAACUUCCCAAGGGGCAGUCCCACCCUUUGGUGGAAUGUUUCGCUUGUUCUCUGUCCUUCCCUACCAUAUAUCAGAAGUUAUGCUGAGUUAGGUACUUCCUCUUUCUAUACACAUGCACACACUUUCAGAGCCAGGUUACCCAUUAGGUAACCAAGACAGUUGUCUAGAGCCCAGAAUCAGGUCUGGUAGGCCCCUCUCUGGUCCUGAGUCAGAGCGCAGCCACCAGUAUUCCAGAUGGCUUUGCUCUGACUCACCGAGCACCAGACCACAAGGGAGCAAUUAUUGAGAUUUGUACCUGACGGAUGCACAAACCUCCUGAUUACAGUCCUGGCCUUGUCCUCAAGUUAAAAAAAUAAAACAGGUUACAAUAUUCUAUUUAAAAUGUUGGUCAAAUAUUUAUAUAUGAUUGUGUAUCCUUUUAAGGUAAUAUGCUGGAUAAAGUAACAGACUAUUAAAGAUGUAAAACAGAUACAAUUAGAAUUGCUUUUUGUGGCGAAACCAACCUCGCCACUGUACACUGGAGAAGCCUGGUUGCUUGCCUGCUGCCUUUGGACUAUGGCCCCAUGUUAAAAGACAUCUUUUUCCCUGCAGAAAAGACUUAUUCGUGCUUUUCUGCCGGGUGUUCAGUAAAUUCAAUCUACCGAACAACCGCACGAAUGAAUAGACCACCUGGGAGCUGGAGUGUGCCGGCAAUUAACCUCCCUGAAGCUGCGGUUAACCGCAGCUUAAUUGACGAAUGCUGGGCGGCCGCCAUUCGUAUCACGAACACGAGGUCGCGGCCAUUUUAAACAUGCGAAUGCACAGCGGUGUUCGACGCUUAAUUCAUGGAACUGAAAUAGGACACAGUUUUGCGCGAACACCGCUGAAGCCGCUGACCUCCCUUCUUGUUCGGUGAAAGUGCACGAACGGCCCGGUGUUCGGUAGUUUUGUUUGAGUGUGUUGUACCCCAGAUAGGAAUCCCAUGGAGCCCAUUCGCAUGAAACUGACUGUGUAAAGACUUUGGCUCCAUGGCGAUUAAACUGUAUUCGUGUGGUCUGAGCGCCAUUCACUUAAUAAUGUGCGCUCAGACCUGAGCUAUCUGGGGAUAUGUAGAACUUAUAUGUUUUAUGUACUGAAUGUAACUGUAGGUAAUUUUAUGUAUUUUACUGUUUGUUUUCUGCCAUGUGGUUAAUGGAGUUUUGCCUCUGUCUUUGGAGAUAAUUGAAUUACUUCUCAAUUAUCUCCAGAGCAGAGAGGAGGGAUUGUGAUGCAUUGUGGGAUGGUUGAAAUGUGUAAGUCUGUGAUUGGUUCUUGUACCCUUUGUGUCCCAGUCUUCAAUUUGGUCCCCUAGGGGAGUGUCCACCAGGUGGGAGACCUACAUAAAAGCCGGGCAGUUAGCCCUAGUAAAUGAGUUCCUGCUUAACCCUCAAAGUGAAGUGUCGUCUCAUUAUUGGGUGAGGAUUUACUGUAUGCUGUUAGAGACUGAUUGCCAGGAGUGUAAGCCGCUUGGGGGCUUUUCCUGUUCGUCUGCUAGCAGCUAUUCAUGUGUCUCCAGUUCGGGAGUUGGUGAAUUCGUGGGUUUGCAGUUCAGGAGAUUGGCGCUUGCAGAAGCUGUCGGUGCAGCUGAAAAAGGGGAAUAUCGCCUAAACAGUUUUUAACCUCUUGUGGGCAAAACGGUCCGUUAGACUUUUUAUUUUAUUGGAGUCACCGAAUUUUCAAAAAAAUACUAAUUAAAUCUGUUGUUUUCCAUCUGCGUCACUGGGCUCCAGAAAGUCCAACCCAUUGAAACUGAUAUGGCUUAAAAUUAGUCCCAUACACAAAGACAUGAAGUAUUGGUAUCUGGCUUACUGAAUUACUAGUAUCACUAGUUACCAGAACCCAAAAAUUAGUAAGACUUAAAAAUACAUAACUGUUCAAGUAACCGAUUGUAGUCAUGACGUUUGAAAUCCUUCUUCUAACCAAACCUAACUAAUCACCUGUAACAGAAGAAAACACAGCUACAGUAAUAGAACAAUAAUAAUCAUAACAAUGAUAUUCAUUUAAAUAUACUGUAUUUGUUACUUGAUAGCCACACUAGACAGCUGCACUCAGGAAGGGCCGGUGUGAGAAUUUUUGGUACACAGGAGAAUACACAUUUGGCUGUCCCCCCCCCCAAAAAAAAAAUCUCUCUUAAUCCCUCUUUUGCCCCUUUAAUCCAUUAUUUUUCCACUUUCGUGCAUCUUUUCCUCCUUUUGUUCUUAUUCCUGUUUAUCCCAUCUUAAUCCAAUUUUGGGGUCUUUUAACCCCCCAUAUGUCUCUUACCCCCUGUUGUGUCUCCUUUAUCCAUUUUGAAUGUCUUUCUUACUUUACUCAAUCUUAUCUCCCCUGUUGCCUCUCUAGUGUCUCUUGCCCGCUUUUGGUGUCCCAUACCCCCUUGUUUCUCUUACCCCACUUGUGUCUCUUACCCACCCCCUUUCUACCCAUUAGCUCAAUGUGUAUCUUACCUUCCUGUAUCUCUUGCCCACUAUUGGUGUCUCUUCCCUCCCCCUUGUGUCUCUUACCUCAUUUGUAUUUAUUACUUUCCAAUCUCUCUGUCUAUUGUCUCCUUGUGCAUCUUACCUUGUCUUGUCUCCUGCUCUCCCUCCAUUUUUUAUGUCUAUAAGCCCUCUCUGUAGUGUGACUCCACCAACCAGUAAGGAGAUAUUCUGUGUCCUCUACCCAGUCUGACAGGAAGCUGCUUGUUCAGUGCCCUGGAAAUCACAGCGAGCAGCUCCCAGUCACACCUGGUAAAGGAUAUUGAAGAUCCUCUAGCCGAGGUCUGCAAGGCCGUGCUAUACAAAUUGACUGGCUGGUGGAGCUCUGUGCAUCCCUUUCCCACCUGUCAUCCAGACUUUGUCCCACCCACUCCCUACCCCGCAGGUUGUUACACCCAAAGAUAACUGCCUGCUUAUGGGCUGAAUUCCCUGAGUGUACUCUGGAUAUCACAAGCAGGUUCAACCAUGCACUUGUGCUUCUCUGUAUGUGGACUUGGGAGGAAUGUGGGAAUAGAAAGAAAACUCAGAAUGCUGGGACCGAAGCCUAA